GAAGGCCAACACCAGCAAGAGGUCUCUAAUGUUACCUCUGGGGUUAGAGAGCUGGUCACCGCGGCAUUGGCGAAGCACAGCGACACGAAUCACCAAGGUAGAGGAGAAGGAAGUCACCAACCAGGCCUCCCAUCAUCCUCUGGGGUUCCUGCGCAACCCACCUCAGCUGUGAAACGAGCCAAUGAUAUACUUCAAGACCUGGGACGACUCAAAACUGAGAUGCAGACCCUGCUGCAGGUGAGAUGGACUGACUGAGAGAAAUAUCAACUGUCAAUCUUAUCAAGAAUACUGUAUAUAGACAUAUAGCCUCCUUGAAUAACCUCUUCUGGUAGCAAUAUAAUGAGAACAAAAGUGGUCCGAGAACAGAGCCUUGAGGAACUCCAAACUAUUGUCAAACAGUUUUCCUUUCCCCUAGAAGAUAAUCAAGGUCAAGAGAAAAACUGUUAACUGCUGUAGGCCCUCACAAUUACUUUCCCAUUACACCAGUUCUGUGUGGUCUUUUCCAUUAACUUUCCUUUUGUAUUCUAAUGCACCAAGCCUAUAAGCUGUUAUCGCUGGUGCUGCUCAGUUCCCCCUAAAUCUAUUAUUGGCAUAUUGGAGACAUUCAGACUGGAGAAUAAGAUUAUCCUUCUACCCAUUUAUUGCUCUGAACGACGGGAGGCACCCCGACACCACACACACACACACACACACACACACACACACACACACACACACACACACACACACACACACACACAGAGCCGUCAGGACGUUUCCUGUUUCACUAAGUGGGCCAAUAUCAUCCUCUCGUCUGUGUUCAGCUUUGGGAAUUUGCUAAUCUAAUUGGUGCCUUUACCACUGAUGAAAUCAAGCCAAGACACGAGUGUGUCUGGUAUUUCAAUGACCAAGACAGCAAUUUUCGAUUGUUUCUCUCCCCCUCCUCUCCCCUUAAUAAAUUACAACACUUCUUCAUCCUUACCCCACGAACGCGUUGCCACAGCCGCCCGACGCCUGUUCCCAUCUAUUACACUCUGAUCCUGUCGCCGCCCCAACCAGGCAUUGAGUUUCUGAGCACGCCUCUGCUGCUGCUGAAAAAUUCUAUCAGCUUAGAAUAAUGUAGCACACGGCAAAUUAUACAUUAGCAUAUAAUUGAGGAUGCAGGGUGUGAAUGCUAUCUGGCCUGCCGCUGUCUGUCUGCCUGCCUGUCUGUCUCGCUGUCUCUGUCAGUCUGUCCGCCUGUCGGUUUGUAUGUCUGUCUGUCUGUGGGCUGAAAGAAUUGGAAGGAGCACGUUUCUCUCUGUCUCUGUCUCUCUCUCUCUCUCUCUCUCUCUCUCUCUCUCUCUCUCUCUCUCUCUCUCUCUCUGUCUCUGUCUCUGUCUCUGUCUCUGUCUGUCUCUGUCUGUCUGUCGGUCUGUCUCCUCUCUGUGCCUGUCAUUGUCACACCAGGUUUUAAUGCAGCAGUUCUUUAUUGUGGGGUUUAGUGGACAGGCAUGAUAAUUUAAUGGUCGUCAUGCUAUGAUGGCCCGUUCUGGUGGUGUAUGAAAUUUGUGAUUGCUUGGUCAUGAUGGAAAUGUAUGAGUACAGCAUUUCUGUGUCCCACAAAUGAUCAGGUGUGGCGUCUUACAACUAGAUCAUAUCCUCUAAUAUGACUUUGAGUAGGAAAAACAUGUCCAACCAGCACUGCCUUGUGUCAGUCGGUUGGUACUCAGACAGCCUGUGUUGCGUUCCUCUGCCCUUCUCAUCCAGGCUCGCGAUGCCUUUCCUGCUGCAGAGAGCCGAGAGACUGUCAGAGAGACGGCAUCAGCCAGGACCAGCAACACCACAAGCAGCAGCAAGCAGCCCGCUAUCCCCGCUCCCACCACCACGCACCACCCUCCUCCUCCUCCUCCUCCCUGCGUCUCCAUGGUAGGUUCCCAUAGCAACCCCUGCCUGCCUCUGCAGUGCUAGCUUUACGAGGUUGGGAGGUUUUCCUCCCUACAUUGUGUUUUGUACGGUCUGUGUUGCCAUCCAUCCAUACCAAGCCACCACCGAGCAGCAGACAGACACAAUGCCACCCUUGUAUUUUCAGCUGUGCCCCCAUUUUAUGGACAGAAAUAGAUAAAUCAGUGGUGUUAUCUCUGUUUUACACAUGGACCAGAGGAGAAUGCACAAUGGCUACAACAGAAAGAGAUUUCCCCAAGUCUAUUUUUCAACCACUAUAGGUUUUUCUACAGAGAGAAAGAGUAAUGAUAACAAUUCUCACAUUGGUUAGUUGGUCCUGUGCUAGCCUAUUGGUGUGUUGGAUGAAUACUCUAUUGGAUGUGACUCAUUGACAUGCAUUCUGAUUAAGAUAAGUUUGGUCAUUCUGGUGUUGUCACAAUGCCUGUUCUGUAAAGGUUCUGGGAUUGACUUGGCAACUAGGGAAUUACUUCUCCCAUGCUGUAACUCGCCAGACUAUUUCAGUUGCCACGUGAAUUUCAGACAGAAUGACUGAAUCGCUGUCAGCAGCGCAUAUGUGAAAAGCAAGGACCAACCUCCUCCCUUUACUGCCUUUCCCACAGAAACUAACGAGACAAAUAUCCCCCUUAUACACAAAAGGAGUGAAUUGGUGUCUGAUAACAGUGUAAGUGGUUUUGAUAUUGCAUUAUUUGCGACAGCGACUUCAGAACGCGACUGGGAAGCACGCGGCUGAAACAAACUACCCUCAGCUAGCGAACGAUGGAAGGCAGGCAGGCUGAUGUCUGUUCCUCCCCACGCAACCAUGCAGGGCAGCCAGGCACACAGACUGAUAUAAUAUAUAUACUAGACGAGAACAAGAUGAGGGGAGGAGGAAAGAAACAGCCAAGGUCUCCCAGCUGUAUCAGCUCUGCCUGAAUGGAAUGCCUCGUGAUGGGUGGAGAGAAAAAGAGUGGGAAUAGAAUGGAAGAGAACGGGUCCCUAUCUCUCUCUGUCUCUUUCAUCAGCACAGAAAAGGUGAUUUGUCGUGACUAUUGCUAUUGGUAAUGGUUGCAGCAGAUGCAACAGCCUGGCUAGCAUUCUCUCUCUUCUUGCAAAAUUCUCCCAAACAGUUCUCUUAGAUUUAGUGACACACGCAAUGUUUUGCUCCUCUUAUGCUUCUGAAUGGUUUUGACUUUAUAACCAAGCCCAGCCGACAAAUGUUGAAAUGUGUGGAACCAGAGCCAUAUAUUUAGAUUUCUGUAAUUUAGAAGGUAAUCAAGAUAUGUAUUUAAAUCUAGGUAUUUCUUUAUAAAUAUAUGUCUCUGUGGUGAGCUGUGUAUGUGUCAUCUAAAGGUCCCCCCCCCCCAACAGUCUCAGGAAGAGGUGGCCGUUGUGCUCCCUCCAGUCCUCCCCCUCCCUCCCGCCAGGCCGACCCCCACCCUGCUGCAGCAGAGCCAGCCGUGCCCCUCCAUGUUUGAGGAUGCUGAGAGGGUCCUCCGGCAGGUCCAACGACACAAGAAGACCCUGGAGGAAAAUCUGGAGGCCAUGCUGAGGGCUAAAGACGGAGAGACCCUGCACUCCCAGUUAGAGGCACUCUCCUGCAACAGGUAACAUACAGGCAGACUGCACUGGUCUCCCCUGCAGCAUGGGGCCAAAAUUAGCCUGAAUGUUACGCCAAUGUUGUUUCCAGUAAAAACAAGCUAAUAUUAUGGGUUCUGAUUGGGUACGACAGUUGAACUAAGUUCAUGAGGCAUUUCUAAGUUAUAUUCUUCAAGAAUCAAUGGGUAUAUAGCCUAUUGUUAAUUUAUGAGUCAAAAAAUUGAUGUGGCAACUAAAGAUUCAAGCUUUAAUGACUGAGGGAAAAGAGUAUUUGAUCCCCUGAUGAUUUUGUACAUUUGCCCACUGACAAAGACAUGAUCAGUCUAUAAUUUUAAUGGUAGGUUUAUUUGAACAGUGAGAGACAGAAUAACAACAAAAAAACACCCCCAAAGCAUAAUGUUUCCACCUCCAUGUUUGACGGUGGGGAUGGUGUUCUUGGGGUCAUAGGCAGCAUUCCUCCUCCUCCAAACACGGCGAGUUGAGUUGAUGCCAAAGAGCUCGAUUUUGGUCUCAUCUGACCACAAGACUUUCACCCAGUUCUCCUCUGAAUCAUUCAGAUGUUCAUUGGCAAACUUCAGACGGGCCUGUAUAUGUGCUUUCUUGAGCAGGGGGACCUUGCGGGCGCUGCAGGAUUUCAGUCCUUCACGGCGUAGUGUGUUACCAAUAGUUUUCUUGUUGACUAUGGUCCCAGCUGCCUUGAGAUCAUUGACAAGAUCCUCCCGUGUAGUUCUGGGCUGAUUCCUCACCGUUCUCAUGAUCAUUGCUACUAUACAAGGUGAGAUCUUGCAUGGAGCCCCAGGCCGAGGGAGAUUGACAGUUAUUUUGUGUUUCUUCCAUUUGCGAAUAAUCGCACCAACUGUUGUCACCUUCUCACCAAGCUGCUUGGCGAUGGUCUUGUAGCCCAUUCCAGUCUUGUGUAGGUCUACAAUCUUGUCCCUGACAUCCUUGGAGAGCUCUUUGGUCUUGGCCAUGGUGGAGAGUUUGGAAUCUGAUUGAUUGAUUGCUUCUGUGGACAGGUGUCUUUUAUACAGGUAACAAGCUGAGAUACCUGUAUAAAAGACACCUGGGGGCCAGAAAUCUUUCUGAUUGAGAGGGGGUCAAAUACUUAUUUCCCUCAUUAAAAUGCAAAUCAAUUUAUAACAUUUUUGACAUGCGUUUUUCUGGAUUUCUUUGUUGUUAUUCUGUCUCUCACUGUUCAAAUAAACCUACCAUUAAAAUUAUAGACUGAUAUUUUCUUUGUCAGUGGGCAAACGUACAAAAUCAGCAGGGGAUCAAAUACUUUUUUCCCUCACUGUAAACAGAUAAUUUCCUUAAUAGAACCUUUCUUGAACUCUAAGCAGUUUACAUUUUUAUGAGGUAACUCCCCUCCACCAGCAGUAUGUAGCACCACCAAUGUGAGGGUAGAAAUGUUAAAGAUCUAAAAGAACACCAACAGUUCUACAGCAUGGUCGUUUUAAGCAAAUCUAUUCCUGGAGAAACUUUCUGAAUAUAAUAAAUGCCCUCGCAACAUUUUGGGUUGUUGUUGUCAAGUGGGAAAUGUUCGGAGGGCAAAUUGGGAGAAUUCAGGGCAGUAAUUGCCUGCGCUGAGCUCCAUUGUUGAGAGUUGUGUAUCUCCUUUUGGGAGCACACUGGAGGCUGCGGAGGGCUAAGCCAAAUGGAACAAUCACUAUGACAGGCAGUUGUCAGUGGGGAGGAGAGGAUGUGUGCGUCCUAAAUGACACCCUAUUCCCCAUGGGCCCUGGUUAAAAGUAGUGCACUAUAUAGGGAUUAGGGUGCCAUUUGAGACAAAGACGACUGCUGCUCUCAGCCUCUCAGCUCAACCCAAUAAAUUUGAUGUGAGAUGUGGACUCUGAAGUGACUGACUUUCUGACUGGAAAAUCAGAAGGUCAACUAGGGGGUGCUUAUAUUUGUCCUGUUUCACUGCAAGUGGGUAACCUGCACAAGUGCAAGGUGUGAAAUGGAAUCAGCCAUUAUUGACAGCGACCCUGGAGCAAUUAGGGUUAAGCGCCUUGCUCAAGGGGCAGAUUUGACCUUGUCGGCUCGGGGAUUAGAACUAGCAACCUUUCAGUUAAUGCUCUAACCGCUAGGCUACCUGCCGUAGCCGAGCCUCUGAUGGUCAACUGCACUUUGCAUAAAUGGACAUGCAAUGUGGUGGUGAGCAGUGAGAAUCUGCAACGUAGCAGAUGUUGGACAUGUAGGGAAAUCUCAAGGCUUCCAGCCCUCUUCUAUCCCUCUUCUCAGUGAGUCUGCUUGCGAGACGGUGAGCGCCCUGGAGGUUUUACCCUUUAAUGGUACCUCAUUAACGGGAAGGGAAUGGUUCACAAAUUAAUGUCAUUUCUUUCAUUCCUGAGUGAUGUUUGUUUUCCUUCCUUGCCAACAUUAGUAUCCAAUAGACCAACCUGACACAUUGUUUCUGGAGAACUGACCAAGCUUAUGUGAAAGCAUGGAGAGACCAUUGAUUAAUCAACGUUGUAAAACUCAGGAGAUGUCCUGCUUGGAUGUGUGUUUGUUUGUCUGCCUUUCAAACAAGCAGAGAAAAUUGUCAAAUCACUUCCUCAUAUAAAAGAGAGGUUAUUUGAAGUAUACUGAACAAAAAUAUAAACGCAACAUGUAAAGUGUUGGUCCCAUGUUUCAUGAGCUGAAAUAAAAGAUAGCAGAAAUUGCCGGGGAAUAUUUAUUUCUGUAAUAAAGCCCUUUUGUGGGGAAAAACUCAUUCUGUUUAGCUGGGCCUGGCUCCCCAGUGGGUAGGCCUAUGCCCUCCCAGGCCCACCCAUGGCUGUGCCCCUGCCCAGUCAUGUGAAAUCCAUAGAUUAGAACCUAAUGCAUUUAUUUCAAUUUACUGAUUUCCUUAUAUGAACUGUAACUCAGUAAAAUCUUUGAAAUUGUUGCAUGUUAUGUUUAUAUUAUUGUUCAGUAUAAAUACCCGCUACACAUCCGAAGCGUUGCAUUCAUCUUAUAGAGUGGUGGCGGAGCGAUGCCUUUUCUUGCCUUAGAGAUUCAUUGUGACAUUAAUAAGGUUCACAGUGGGUGAGAUUGCCUAAUGGCUUGCGAUGCAGCACCCAAGGCUGAUCUCUCUCUCUCUCUCUCUCUCUCUCUCUCUCUCUCUCUCUCUCUCUCUCUCUCUCUCUCUCUCUCUCUCUCUCUCUCUCUCUCUCUCUCUCUCUCUCUCUAAUGGAGUGCGGAAGCAGUGGUUUAAACAUUGAAAUGGAGAAGGUUUGGCUGCCUUACGUCCACAGCACACAGACAGGGUCCUUCAGAAGGAGUAGUCUGCAGCAUAAUGAUACUGAGUCUCUCUCUGGAUGAAAGGUUAUCUCAUUACAGCCAUAAUAUAACAGGCGUUUUCAAUGCUCUUCUAAUCAUAGAAAUAGGUUCUAAUUCCCUCCCGCACUGAAGAAGCUAGAUUACACCAGAGAAAUAUAAUUACUAGAGGGUACAAAGCUUCUCAGACCACAGCAAUUUCACUGAGUCGCAUGGGUUCACUCAAUAUGCUAUUCUAAUUUUAUAAUAUUCUAAUUCUAUGGAUUAUACAUGGUGUGAAUGAUAAAUCUGUCCAGAGAACGGGCAAAGAGAGGAACCAUAGAAUUUCAACAUAAAGGAAAGUACAGUGAACAGGUUACUCAGAUGAUGUCAUCACAUACCAACCACACAACACACAUUACUACGGUAUGAUGUGUUAUCAGGUUUUUAUGUUGGCUCAGUGGGACACUACUCCCUCCAUCUCGUAUUAUAAUAUAACUAAAACCACCCUGAGCCCAAAUGUCAGCUUGUAUGCUAAUCAUCUCCAAAAUGGCAGCCGGCCGCAAUCAGCUCUGAGCUAAUGUCAGAGCAUGACAACACAAACACACUAAUUGAUGCAGCUGCCCCCCGGCCCCCCCUUCCCCUUCCCCAUCAUAAUGGCGUUGAUCUUUUCCUUCAUUGGAAAGGUCACAGGACUGGGAUGGGGCUGCCAGAUGCUCAGGUAAGGGGGAGGGAGUUGAAGCGGAUGGCUUGACGUUGACAUCACCCUCAAAUGUGACUGGAUGGUUGGUUGGUUGCUUGAUGGAUUCAGUCAUUUGUAUUGCAUGACAUUGCAAAACGAGGCAGGGAAAGACUUAAUGCGUGCCAUCCAUUUCCACCCAACAUAUUAAUGAAGCCAUUUGCAAACAAAAAUGUGCCUCCAUCUCAAUUGCUCAACCGAGCGUGACAGUUUGUGCUCUGUUUACUUGUGUUAUAUCUCACCAGGUGGGUUCAGUGAGAACACACUUGGAUGGGCGUCCUGGCCCUGGUUCACCCCGUCUCUGUCUGUCUGCAGUGUCUGUGUUCCUAGAGUUGGUGGACUACUUCACCACUCCACAGCUCUUUUGUUCUUUUUCGAAAACUGUUCUCUAUUAGAUUUAUUUCCUCUCAUUUAUUUUGUUUGGCUUCUUCAGCAUUUUGCUGCUGGACACAUGUUGUCUCUGGCUUAAAGAUGAAUCCUGAUAUCCCCUGUCUGUAAAUUAGAAGCAGACAGUCAUUUGUCCACGACCCAUGGCAGUUGGCACAGACAGUUGUUUGAAUUUUUCAAACAAAACAUUUCCAGGCAGGGGUUCAGACAGUCUUCUCUGUUGUUGUUUCUCCGUUGGAUUACAGAAUAGUUGAGUAGUAGUGCUCUCUCUGCUAGACCUCAUAGACAGUGACGCACUGUUUCUGUUUUUCAUAUUCCAGAGAAUUUCCGGAUGCUGUUCCAAUGGGGAUAUUAUGUCUGCAGACAUAACUAUCAUUAGGCCUAUUUCUGGUAAUUUCCUACCAUCUGUAUGAAUCGUUGCAUAUUGGCUGUAUGAUUCCCAGGCCUCCACUUUCAGCUAUCAUUUAAAUGUGUUUGACAUUGAAUUUUGUCCAGCAGUUGAUACGUUUGCCAUCAUGGACAAGCCUGUUACAAAAAAAGUAUAAUCAGGCAUGGUGUUGUUAUACCACCAUAAUGGGAGGCUUUGAACAUUUGAGAAUAAUAGUCCUACAGGUUUGUUUUCGCAGCAGGUCACAUGCUGCACUGAUGACUGACACACAAGGGCGGCAGGUAGCCUAGCGGUUAGACCGUUGGGCCAGUAACCGAAAGGUCGCUGGUUUGAAUACCCGAGCUGACAAGGUGAAAAAUAUGUCGUUGUGCCCUUGCGCAAGCCACUUAACUCUUAUUUGCUCCAGGGGCGCCGUACUACUAUGGCUGACCCUGUAAAACAACACAUUUCACUGCACCUGUGACCAUUUUUUAAAAGUAUUUUUUAAUGUUUUUAUGUGUCUGGAGUCAACGCCUGAUUAGGUAGAUCCAUCCCAGAUCACACACUCAAAGAGACACACACCAGGGAUGGGAGCUAACGCAGCCAUGGAGGGUAGCUUCAUCUGUAUGGGUAAUGAGGUUUGGGUCAGUGUCAAUGAAGCUAAAUUCCCUCUCCUCUACUCUCCCUCUCCCCUCCCACUCCAGCCAGCUGCUCACCUCACAGAGACCAGACCCCCCAUCUCUCACUCCUCAGGAUCUCAGAGGGAAAUGGAGACUGUAUUUUUCUGCCCAGAGACAGAGACUCUCCCCUCAGCAUCAAAAUGAGGAGCUAGCUGCCUCCCUGCCUGGCUGACGCCCGUACACACACACACACUCGCGUAAACACACACACACACACACAGCAGCCCUGGUGGGCUUUCCUCACUGAGCUGCUGCAUUUGUUCUGAGUUCUGGUACGCAUCUGUCAAGCCUCAGUACCCUCUCUCUAGGUCUUAUUCCUUAUUCUGUCUAAUCCCCGAGCCGACUAGGUGAAAAAUCUGUCGACGUGCCCUUAAGCAAGGCACUUAACCCUAAUUGCUCAUGUAAGUCGCUCUGGAUAAGAGCGUCUGCUAAAUGACUAAAAUGUAAAUGUAAUAAAGUCAAAUCAAAUCAAAUUGUAUUUGUCACAUGCUUCGUAGACAACAGGUUUAGACUAACAGUGAAAUGCUUACUUACAGGGUCCUUAUCCAACAAUGCGGCGGUAAAGAUCAAAUAAAAAUUAAAUAAAAAAUUGAAAUAGUGACACAGUGAAUAACAAAUAAAAUAAGAAGUAAAAAUAACAUGGGAGUAGAAAAAAAGUAUAGCGAUUUGUUGUGAUGAUGACACAGUACAGUAUAUUAGGGAUAUACUAGAUAAUCUGUUUCCAAGUGUGUGUUCAUAUAGGUAGACAGACAAUGCUCUAGUCUAGUGGAUAUAGAUAGCUACUAGUUUAGUAUACACGAACAGAGCACACCCAUUCAUGUUAUUAUGACACAUACUUAAUAGUCUUGUUAGUGUUUCCUCACAUGGGAAGUAAUAAAUGCUGUGUUAUGAGUUCACGUUGAUAUGAUUGAGUGUCCUGGGAAGAGCAAUAAUGUAUGAAUGAUGUUAUGUGGUGUGGAUAGGGUAUACUGUAUGUACAGUCCGUUGGUAAGUAGGGAGGUUGGCUGCAGCUCCAGCAUGGUAAAGCAUCCAUGUGUUCCCUGUGUUACAGGGACACCACAGAAGAAGUCAGGAUUAAGAAGACAGUGGAUGCAUGGAUCAACGCCCUGAGUAAGGAUAUCCAGGUGAGUCGGUCAGAAAGUCACCUUGAGUAAUUUCAGUUGGUUUGUUCCAACUGCCAUUUUGUUUUUGGUCCAGUUGGAUCAGCAUAUAUUGCACAACAUUCAUGUCCAAUUUAAUAAUGCUAGAUCAAAGCAUCUUAUGAACACCCCAUAAGAUAUUACAUUACAUUGACAUUACUCUAAGUAAAAUGCCAGAGUUGUAUGCGAUCCAGAAAACUAGCUAAGUGUAAUAUAUUUUUAAAGUCAAGUAUUUCAACUUAUUUUCAACCCUUAGUCCUCCUCUGAGAGAUCUAAAUAAUCCAUGCAAUUUGGUUUAAAUGCUCCGUGCUGUUUGAAAGUAAAUAUCUCGGCCACAAAAGCCAGGUGGGACUGAGUUCAGCCGCCCUUUUUAUAGGCUUUGCAGAAGAGUGAGAAUUCCAACUUCUGCUCUUUUUUACUAGUUUCGAAAAUUGCGUUCUGGCACAGCUGAGAAUUGAUUCAAACUAGGAGUUGAUGGUAGGUUCACAAUUUCACUGUGGUAGAAGAGCAAUGCUCCAUAAAAAUAAGAGCGUUUGAGCAGCGGUAAAGGCUGCUGGCUGUGCCAAAUGAAUGUCCCCAAGCUUUCAGGUCCUCAAGUCCAAAUAUCUAUAUAAUUCAUCUGCUGAAACUGAAUACAUUUGUUUCAAUUAAGCUCAUGGUAUGCGUCCCUAAAUGGCACACUAUUCCCUAUAUAGUGCACUACUUUUGUAGUGCUUUAUAAAGGGAAUAGGGUGCAAUUGUGUCUCACGGCUGGACGGAAAACACUGUCUGUUGUCUAUUACUUGUCUAUAGCAUCUGAAUCCAUCGUCUUUGUGAGAGAGUUUCAGUCUUAGCUGAAGAAGACAAUUACCAUUUCUGACGAAUGACUAUCCCAAGAUAGAUCACUAAAUGCUGUCCUCAAGUAAAUCCGACAUUGCUUGUUUGUUUUUUGCAGGCCGAUAUUACAAAAGAACACCUUGUUGCUCAGAUGAGAGCUAAAGACAAAGUCAAAGAGUCUACUGCUGCUGCCGUGUUACUCCAGAAAGACAGAGGGACCAAGAAGGACAUCAUCACCUCCAGGCUUAAUGAUGUGAAGAGCAGGAUUCAGACUGGUGGACCUCGAACAGCAGGAAGUAAGCCCAGUCAGAGAGCAGCCAGAGGACAGACAGAAAGCACCGAGGAGCUGAUCAACAAGUGCAAACAUACCACUGGCCCCAAUGUGAGGCUGAGACCAUCUCCAUCUCAACAGGCGGUGAGCAACAUGACAGCACUGAACAUACACUCUAUUCACUAUAUAGUGCACUACUUUUGACGAGGGCCCUGGUCAAAAGUAGUGCACUAUAUAGGGAAUGGGGUGCCAUUUCGGACAAAGACGACUGUUGCCCUCCCAGCUCUCAGCCUCUCAGCUCUCAGCCUCUCAGCUCAACCCAAUAAAUUCAGCCCAUGACAGCACUGAACCAUACACCCCCUUCAUUUCACUAAUCAACAGACAAUUAGCAAUCACAGCCCGUAUCUGGACUGUCUCGUUGAACAUAACUUUUCUGAAACCCUGUAUUUAUUUAUGUAAUCUAUUUCUGCUUUUAGUGUUGACUGACUUAUCGACGGGACCCAAACAACAAAGUGGUCACACCACUCCGUCACGUCUUGCUAAUCUUCCCAUCUGGAUACAAACACAGCGUUUCUGAAGCUUCCGCCACAUCUAUUUAACUAAAUGCGGUUUUCUAACUGCCCAUAUGUUUCCUCCCACAUUGAUAAGAAGCACAACACCUAAACCAGACAAAGGACAAGCCUGCUUAUCUCCAAGCUGCAUACCUUUUUUGCUUAAUGGGCCGACCGUGUUGCCAUGAGCCCAAGGAACAGCAUACAGAACCUAGCAACCAGGACAGUGCUUAGUUUAGUUUACCCCUGUGUCUGGUCUAUCCACUUUCAAGUUACAGUUUCAAAUUUUUUUUGGUCACAUGCACAGCAUACAGCAGGUGUAAAACAUUAUAGUUACAUGCUUAACUUGCAAGCUCUUUCCCAACAAUGCCCAAUAAAGGUAGGAAUAUAGAUAAGCAAUAUAGCAUGUGAAAUGCCAGAGAAGAAGAAAAUAAACAAGAUAAUGCAGUUAUACAGGUCUUCUAUACAGGUCCGUGCAGUAUCCAUGCCUGUUACUUUGUGUACAAACCUGUUAGGGUUUCUCUUUAUUACUCAAACACAGGAAGCCACACAGACAGCACUUCAGAUAUAAGGUUGAACGUCCAACAGAAAAUAGCUUGAGGCUGAGAAAAACAUCACUCAGUACAAGGAUCAGUGGCGCUGAAGUGCAGAAAGUACCUUCAUCGGUUACACACACACACACAGUAGUGUAGUAGUGUUUGACAGUGUAUUCCUCUUAUUACAGAGUCAAUGUGGAGAGAUGAAGUCAGACCAAGGUGGAGAGGAGUAUUUGGUGAAACUGUAUGGGAAGGCUCUGUACGAAGGCAAUCGGAGGACACUGAAGAAAGGGCCCUAUCUCCGAUUCAACUCUCCCUCCCCAAAGUCCAAAGCCCCGCGGCCAAGAGUGGUAGAGAGUGUGAGAGGUGAGUGGCUCACCAGAGAUCUCAACAGGCUUAUGUUUUCCCACAGUUGUUCAUGUGACGUGUUCUCUCUCUCUUUCUUUAGCACUUAAUCACACACUCUCUCCUUCUCUCUCCUCUCUCUCUCUCGCUCUCUCUCUCUCUCUCUCACCUCUCUCACCUCCCUCCCGCCCUCCAGGGGUGAAGAUGAAGUCAUCUAAGACCCAGACCAGUCUCCCCCAUGGACAGUCAGUCUCCUCUCCUCUGUACCCGGCUGUACCCAGUGAACCUCAGUACAUCUUCAGCCCGACCCUGUGGGGGAACCCAGUACCACCCUGGGACCUCGCUGGAGGGGUACCUCAUCCCCAUGGCCAUCCCACUGGGUGAGACUGGACUCUACUUGGGGCUGAUAUACCCUUUUUACACUACCGUUCCGACCCUUACUGUGCUGACUCGGACUCCGAUUCCAAUUUUCCCAUUGGAAGCUAGCUAACACAACUCUCUUGUUGAUAUCGGUCUUAUUUUCACGCCUCUCUUUACUGUUUGUUGGCUUCGCCUCAAAGGCCAUCUAGCUCCUCACUGCAAUUAAAUGGCUCCCGGACGGACCUAUUAUAGGAGUGUGGUGCCUCACAGUGCGUGGUGUGCCACUCUGUUCAUCUCCGUCCUCUCUCAGCUGAAAGGUCACUGGAUUGUGACACAGACCAAACACACACACACACCAAACACACACACAAACUGGCACAAAGUAAUGUUGAGGGGAGAGGAGGAAUCUAAAGGACUUAAUUAGUAUUACAAUGAAGCUUCUCAGUCUAAAGCUUAAUUAUAGCUUCUUCUCCCUCUCUCUAAUUCCAAAGCUCUAUUUGAAUAAACUACAGGUAGAACCUGGCUCUCUCAUUUUUUGAGGAGCUGCAUCUGAUUGACUAGUUUCUCAAAAGUAAUUUCGCUUAUUAAAAUCUUUUGGGAUAGCGAGUGUUUUGAAAUGAUACAAGAUAGCAUUUUCCUUUUCUUGAAUGAUAAUGACCUCAUCUAAACUUCUCGAAACAUUUGUUGAAUUUGUAUCAUUAUUUUGAGAAAUAUGUUUAUUUUAUUUUAGCUUCAAAACGUAUGAUUAUAUCCUCUCUGAAAUAUCAGCACCUCCACACACAAAAAGCUAAAUGAGCAAUUCUGAUAGGAACUACAGUAAUAACCUGUAAUUGGCCAGCAGCCGAGUAAAAUUAAUGAUGCGUCGUAUCCGAAAUGGAAUCAAAUAGAAUUAAAUCAAAUAUUUUUGUUCAAACAGCGGGAGGUCAUUUGUCUCUUGUCUCCUGUCUGCUUUGUUGACCUCAAGUGCUGGUGGGUUUUUUCAGACAGAGAGAACAAAAGAAAUCCGGUAAUAGCAUCUGCAAUGCGGUGUCUCUCUCAUUACUGUGUUUGAGAGAGGGAGAAGUUCCUUUACUCUCUAAUACAGACUCAUUCUCAUUUGUUAGUGGGACACACACACACUUGUUAGUGUUGGGGCUUAUUUGGGAGUGUCUUGAUGGUUCCCUCUCAAGGACAAUAAAGGCCAAUUUAUCAGUGUGUCUGUCUGCAUGGGGGUUUGGCAGAUUCCUACCACCACAGCAUUGUAAUGCAGUCCCAUAGUAAAACUGUCUAGCUGUAAUGCAGUCUAAAAUCUGAAUCUAUAAGUCUGGGGAGUGGCUAAUUCUGAUAAUUACUUUCUCCUAUAGCAGCACAUAAUCAAUAUUAUACAUGUGUACUACAUGCAACUCUCUUAUAGUGUUUCUAUAUCCAUGGUAUCACCAUAUCUAUGUAGGACUUCCUAUUUCAGAUGUAGGUGUAUCAUUUGAAUGCUCUUGGCGGCAUUGAGACGGUGAACCCAGUGCAGCCAGUCAGAGUAGAGUACCCUGUACGUACCAUGUAGGGAUCCUGCCUAACUAAGGCUUUUUUUCUCCCAAUUUUUUUGGGGCGGAUUUUGUUUAUAGAUUUUAUUGUUUUCAGGAUUGUAUUGUUUACAGUCGGAAGGUAGAGAGGGAGACCGAGAGUAGGGACAGAGGGCAAGUGUGGUCUGGAGUCUACAGCACUACCACUAGACCAGACUCUGCCACUCCUAAAUAACUCAUCCUGAGAUUAAAGUAGACCAUGAAUAACUGAUGAGGAUGGUAACUUAGUAUGUCUGGAAGGGGCUAGGACUGGGAGAGCAGAGCAGAGCAGUCGGUCUGAGUGUGUGUGUGUGUUAGCUAGUCAGAGACCGUGUGUCACGUUGUGAGGGUAUAGAUUAGAGCUGGCCUAAUUCUUCUUCUCUGGCUGUGAAUCCCCGGGGAGGGUGGAGGCCUCCAGGAGCCUGCCAACCCUUUCAUCUGCUGCAGAUGCUCCCACUCCCACUCUCACUCCCUCCGACACACAGAGGCACAGCUCAGGACAGCCAGCUAGCGCUCUCUCUCUCUCUCUCUCUCUCUCUCUAUUUCUCUCUCUCACUCUCUCUCUCACACACACACACACUUAACACAAUUAACACUGCAGGGCAGUUUGCCCUCCCCUGCAAGCCUGUUUUAGGAAGUUGUGCAAGAAGAAGUUUCUGGGAUUUGCAGUCAAGGUGUAAAAGAAGUAGCCUCAUCCCAUUGUGUAUGUGCUGUGCUGGAGACAAGUCUUCUAUCAGAGUGGUUGGUCAGACACAUUGGAAUCUGUGUGCUGCUUUUCUUGCUCGUGAACCCCGUAGUGUAUCACUGUACAGCAGCAAGGCCACACUUCCCUACAAUCACUCCACACACUGAGUUCUUUGUUUCCCAUCUCGUGCAUGUUGUUGGUCACUGGGUUUGAAUACCAACAUUCUGCCUCAGUUCAUCUGUUCCUUGUUUCUCAUUAUCUGUUAUUUUGGCUUUGUGCUCCUUCCAGUUCUAUUUAAAUUCAGCCAGUCUUGGGACGAGGAGGACGACUGCAAAUUAGCUGGGAUGGUUUUCCUAUACUGCCAGCCGUUACACAACCGACCAAACCUUCCCACGUGUUUUCCAUAUAAAAAUACUUGCGCAUUCCAAAUGAUUCAGAGCCACUAGCUCUGAAUUAACUAACAAAAAAAGAAGCCACCCUUUUGGAUGUCCUUCAGCCAAAUGAUGGAAAUCAUAAAGCUUAUGUUUCCCCAGCUACGGGCUCAGGGCUGGAUAAACAGCUUUCUGUAGUCCGCUCUGCUCUGAGCAGAUUUAGGUUAAUGUAAUCCUGUGUGUUACAUUACACUGGUGGUGGUGGUUGGGGUGGACUGCAUGUCCACGUCUCUUAAUAACUUAAUAGGAGGAACUCAUCAACAGAAGCCUUCACCAACGAGUCCAAUAACAAAUUAUACAACCUAACUACACUCUGUCUGAACUUAUUAGCUAGCUAGUUUUCCCCCAACUCCUCCUCACCAAACAGAUGCCAAUCUUUGCGAGCGCCGAGCAGAGCGGGUAGAGUGGGCAGCGUCCCAGGUUGGCAGAUGUGUGGAGGACAAAAGAGUGAUGCAUGAGAGUUAUUAUUUAGGAUGUCGUUUACAGCCCUCCUCCUCCCACAACGAAACAGAACAGCAGCUCAGGAGAAAUAAGAGCCAGGUGUGCUCACUGUGUUUGGUGCUUUCCACAGGCAGAGAGAGCCAGCCGUGGGAGGAGAGCAGCUCUCCUGUUAGUACGCCCAGCACGUAAUGCUCUUCACUGUUCACUACCCCAUGUUGUGUAAAUACGGUUGAGAUAUUAUCUGCUCUGCACCAAGGGGAUAUACUCUAUGAGCUGGACGGGAGAGACAGAGAGUGGAGGGGAGAGAGGGAGAGAGAGAGACGUACCCCUCUCUCUGCUCAAGUGCAUCUAGCUGCGAUAUUAAAGCCCCCCUUUGCAUGUAUCAUCAUGCGCUAGUACCUGAAACAAUAAGCAACUGCUUUUUUUUCCCUUGGUGACUUUUCUUUUACGAUAGCUCAGUGCCAUGAUAUAACCAACCACCAGUGUUUAUUAGUAUUGCCUAGACACUUACCAGUAAAUACCUCUUCAGCAUACUAUAUUAGUUUGAUGUUAGUGUCUGCUGUCUCUGUGUUUUGUGUGUCUAAUUGAGUCAGUAUUUGACAAGUCUUCCUCUCUCUACUUCCAGGCCAGCCCAGAGUGGAUGGAUUGGCCCCGCAGCCCUCCCGUGUCCUCAUCAGUGACCGGCCAGUGAUGGUGACCACCUCCAUGCCCCCGUCCCCACCCAGACCGGCCCCUGCCCCCCGCAAACCCACUGUGGCCAUCCUAGAGGUGGUGUCUGGUCCUAGGAGAAGACAACCACAGCUCCAAGUGCAAGUAAGGGUAGCCUCAUCAGUCAGCCUCAAUAUCUGCCUGGUUGUGGACGAUCAUCCCAAAUGUAAUGGCAUCGUUGUGUGGACUGUGUAGUCUAUAUUUUAAUCAUGCAUCUGAAAUCUCUCUCUGGAUGCAUCAGGUUCAGCCCAGUGUGAAUAUCGAACCCCUCACGCCAACUCCAACCCCCAGCCUGAGCCCAGCUCCCUUUCCAUCAGCACCACCUCCUCCUGCUGCUGUCCUAUCUCCAGACAUACCGGUACAGUACAGUAACACCCCAAUGACAUGCGUCAACUCAAUUUGAAAUGUGCCGUACUUUUCUCCCCCCACCCACCCCCUAGCCACCCCCUAGCCACCCCCUAGCCACCCCCUAGCCAGCUACAUGAAGGCCCAAUAUUAUGCAGUAAUGGGCUCAGCCUCAAAAACAUCCAUCAAUCAGCAUCUAGACCAGGCCAGUGAAACGUGUGGUUGUACUACGGUGUGCAGCCAGGACUGCACUCAGCCAGGACUGCACUCAGCCCUCCUGUGUGUCUGGCUCAGCCCUCCUUUCCACACUCCCCAGGACAAAAGACGACCCCCUGCUUGCCCCUGCCCCCAGACCGGGACUCCCUUCUUGCUGAGUCCACAGACUGGGGUACAAAAGGAGCAUUGAGUGAGAGGUGUAACAGUAUCCGUAUGGGAGUGGUCCCAGGGCUGGGGCUGGGGUUGGGGUUGUCCGUGCCUGCCGUGAUGCCUGCUCUGUUCUGUAGACACCAGUGUUUCUUGCCUGCUAACGUUUCCACAGGAGCGUCCCAAAUGGCACCCUCUUCCCUAUGUAGAGCUCUACUUUUGACCAGAGCCCUAUACACUAUAUAGGGAAUAGGUUGCCAUUUGGGACACACAACAGUCUCUCCCAGACUGUGUGAUUCAUGACGCCGCUAGCCUUCCUCAGUAAUGUUUCCAUGCUGGACUGGCUGUGAUGUGUGUUGUGGGCAGAGGGCCUAUAAUGUCUCCCAUAUAGCAGCUGGUGGCAGACCAUUCAGGGGAUAUACUGUAGUUGGCUGUUUGGCCAUCUGAGCUUGGCCCUGCUCCAGACCACGGGGGCUGCUGAUGGCUUAUAGGAGAGAUUCAUUUGCUGGGUUUUUCUCUUCAUGCAGCACAGCACAUUUUUUGCAAUGAGAUGUGUGUGUGUGCAAUGGUGUGUUGCUUCCACGUAAGUAUUUAUAUCAUGUCUGCAUGGAGUGAGUGUGUGUGGAAGUGAAUGUAUAAUACAACUCACAGGAGGCUGGUGGCACCUUAAUUGGGGAGGACGGGCUCGUGGUAAAGGCUGGAGCGGAGUAGGUGGAAUGGUAUCAAAUACACCAAACACAUGGUUUCCAGGUCUUUGAUGCCAUUCUAUUCGCUCCGUUCCAUCCAUUAUUAUGAGUCGUCCUCUACUCGGCAGCCUCCACUGUUAAGUUUGUGGUGGAGCCUGCCAGGCUGCAGUGCUGCUCACACUUAAAGGCCCCGGCCACUCACUCUCUCUUACAAAUUCAACUCUGCACCAGUCAGGUAGGCACACAUGGUUGCCUGGCAACGGAUGUGGGUUAUCAAUCUCUGUGCUUGCACUGGGAGUCAGUCGAUGCGAGGACAAAGCAGUGAUGUAGAGCUAUGGCUGAUGCCUGACUGCUAUGGCUGAUGCCUGACUGCUAUGGCUGAUGCCUGACUGCUGCAAUGAGCCUCAUUCCUAGCCAACAUCCUUCCUCCUCCUCACAAUACUGCUUCAGUCACAUACCAGUUAUGCUGAUUGCAGCUUUGGUUAUGUCCUAGAAUUGCUGAAAGAUUCCCGGAGUCUGCUAUCCAGUUUUCGCUGGUGGGCUAAAUGUGUUCUCAUUCCUAUCACCCUCCUGGCAGUAAUGUCUUUGUCAUAAGCACUCCUUCAGUUGAGUCAUGUCUUGCUAUGUACUUGAUAUUCUAGCAUUCCACACUGUCUGAGGGCUACUUUCGAGAGAUUAAAAAUGUUUGUUCCGCUCCGCUGUUCUUUGGUUAUCUGUUUAGUUUAGAACACUGUAGGCCUGUAUUUGUUAUUUUUCUAUGAACUCUAGCAUCCUGAGCAGUUGAGUGUGUAUUUUAAGUGUGUGCGCGUUUGUGUUACACAUUUUGCUAUUUUUCUUCCUCCAUCUCACUGAAGUAGUGAAUCACCUGGCCAAUAUUGGCCUGAUCUGUACGGUCCAUCUCUCACCCCAUCCCCCAUCCCUUUCUUUUCUGACUCUUUCUCUCUCACCACCUCUCUCGCCCUCACUCUCCCUCUAGUCUCCCCCCCCCCCCCUCCCCUCUCUCCCCCCCCCCCCCCCCCCCCCCUCUCUCUCUCUCUCUCUCUCUCGCUCUGUGCUGACUGAGUGGAAUGCUAAUGUGUUGGUGUGGUUCUGUGCCUCUCUCUCUGCAACACUCUGCCCUCCAAGUCCUGGAGCUUUAUCUGCAGCCGCAGUCCACAACAAACACUGCAGCUCUCAGUUCUCUAACACUCACUCCUCUACCGCCACAGAUGGCCCAAUACAACACAGACGGCCCAAUACAACACAGAAGGCCCAAUACAACACAGACGGCCCAAUACAACACAGAAGGCCCAAUACAACACAGAAGGCCCAAUACAACACAGACGGCCCAAUACAACACAGACGGCCCAAUACAACACAGACGGCCCAAUACAACACAGACAACACAGCACAUAAAUAGUUGCACUGGUAACAAACAAACUCAGCAUUAGCACAAUGGUUUUCCUUUUAAUGACCAAAUUCCUUACCAGGUAGCCUAAUAGCACCUCUCAAUCAAAUGGUGUCAGUCUGUUCAAAGUCAACCUUCUACUACUUGGUAUAUUACUGGCAUGCUGCAAGGGGAGUCAAUGGGAAAUUAAUCAAGUGUUUGAACCAAGCAUGUUUUUGUGUGUGUUUACCACAGCAACUAGUGCAUAUGUCCCAUGUAUCACAGGCCUCUCAAUCAGUCUUGGCAGUGUUUUCUGCUGAAUACAGAGGCUUGGCUUCCCUGUAACCCUGUGCUGUGUGGGACAGUAUGUGAAUAAACCCGGCCCAACACUGUGGUUUCAGUCUGAGACAGGGUGAGGUCAUUAAACUAAUGUAUUCAACUUUCCAACUUGAUUCAUGGCCCUCUCAGACCACACUACAUGAGGUGAGUGCACUGUAUGUAGGGAACAAUCAUGAACACUGCUGAAUGGUGCUAGUAUUGUUGCCUCCUGCUACCAUGCUGAAAUAAAUCAUUGAGCUUGGAGAAGAGUUGUAUUUUUCCUAUUAUAGAUUCACCAUUUGGAGGGGCGGCCCAUUGUGUUGGAUUGAUUGGUUGUACUUUAUAAAUAAAAAGCAGGAUGAAUUGAACUCGCUUCAUAAUUGACUCUCUCUCCCAGGGUGUUGUUUAUUGUUUACGGUCAAUAGCCAUACACAAAUCUUAGAAUGUCACCACAACCCUAUCAAUAAUAAUUGGUUUUCCAGGCAUUUGUCAUCUUCUAGCAUGAACUGCAGGUCUGCCAUAGCUGGGGGAAAUGAGUGCUAAUUCUCUUUUUGCCCCCAUAGUUAGACACGGGUUAAAUAAGGAAUAUAAUCUAUCCAUCCUCUUAUUGCAGAGUGUGGAGGAAACGCAUGAUGAUGAGGAGAGUGUUUUCCCAGGAACACAUUUCCUGGAGGUUGCUGACAUUGCCCAGGUAGAGUCCAUUAGAAAAUCCAUUUGCGCGUCUGUGUCUGUGCGUGCGUGACCAGUCCUGAGUGUGUGGGAAGUAUGUGGUAUCUGAGUCACCGGCUCAAGGGCAUCAAGAAAUCAGGUCCGCUGCUUCCAACACUUUUAACCCCUCCUUCUCCCUUGACGUUCACCCCAUUGGAAGGCUGAUUGAAAUAUUGUAAAAGGAAUAGAUUAUUAUCUGAUUUUCAUACAGCGUGUCACCUUUGCAUGCCAAUGAGAUAGCGAUAAUCAGAGCAGUGCCACAGAGCUUUUUGAGUUUCUCCUCACUUCUACGCAUCUAAAAAUAAAAAAUAAAAUAAAACAUUUUCUAAUCAUCAUAAAUGGAUGUUAAUUUAAUUAAAUCUCUCGUCAAUAAUAGGCCUACGUGUUUUCACCAUCUAUUGUAAUGGCUGUUGUAUGUUCUCUUCUUUGUUUGAUGCACCGUCUUUCUUUAGCAGCCCUCCACAGUGGCUUCGCUAGGAAUUUGUAUAUUAUGUAAACAUACAUCCCCUCAAUCAGCAAAUCCACACAAAGCCAUAAGCUUUCCAUAUUCACCGCUAACAAGCAUCCAAAGCAGCACUGCAGCAAAUCGGCCAUUAAGGCAGGUUCCUCGCGGUCAUACAAGGGCAAAUAGUUAGUUAACAUAGAAAUGCUCCUGCUGUCAUGAUUGUGUAAGGAGGCUUAGGAGAACAACAGGCUUCAUAGCUGUCAGAAAGAAAGAAAGAUAUUGGAAUAAAAAGGGGGUUUGAAUUGAAGAACAUCUCUAUGGUUCCACAGUGCCCUCUUUUGGUCGGGAAGUGAACUACAUUCUCAGACAAGGCCGAUUGAAAUGUAGCUUUGUGUGGAUUUGAUAUGCAAUGGAAAUAAUGUUAAGAGAGGGAGUUUUACAUAUGGUAGAAAAUUGUGUCCCAAAUGGCACCCUAUUCCCUACAUAGUGCACUACUUUUGACCAGAGCCCUACAUAGUGAGUAUGGUGCCAUUUGGGAUGGGGAAGUAGAGUUCAGUUGCUGCCUGAUGCUGUCUUAGUUACUCAGUCCUCCCUCUCAUUGUUUCAAAUGGUGGUAAUUUGGAUCAGAGAUAUUGUUCCAAUAAGUAACGCACACAUUUCCAAAACAGUUAACGCUGUAAAAGUUUUAAUUUGAUCUGGAACAAUUGCCCAUAAUUAAGCUAUUUUUUUAAAAUUGCAAUCUUUCCCUACAGUCCCUCUUUAACGUCUCCCAACAACCUAAUAAAGUGUUGUGUUUUUAAAACUCCAUCAAAACAAUGCAUCCAGUCCAAAAAAGAGAGGUCAUGAAACACGGGCUGACUCUGUUGUGUUUCACAACCCUGUAUAGACGCCAGCUACUAGAGUGUCCCCACUUCCAAACGCCUCAGCCCUAACAGUAUUUAGCUAUUUAUUUAUUUAAAUGUUUUGACGAAGCAGAAACCUUCAAACAGUAUCCUUUUGGCAGGCAAACCCCACUUUCCCUCUCUCGUCUCUCUCUCUCUCUCUCUCGUCUCUCUCUUCUCUUCUCUCUCUCUCUCGCUCUCUCUCUCUCUCUCUCUCUCUCUCUCUCUCUCUCUCUCUCUCUCUCUCUCUCUCUCUCUCUCUCUCUCUCUCUCUCUCUCUCUCUCUCUCUCUCUCUCUCUCUCUCUCCACUGGAAAUGAGAUAGAAGAGCCAGCUUGACACAGCCUUCCCUGUCUUUACUGCCAAAGAAUCUGAAAGUAAUGCAAACCAGUGACCUAAACGGACACCAUAAAGCCAGAGCAAAGAAUCUAAAACCCCAAAUCACAUUUUCGUCUUAACCUUUCGGGCCUCCAAUCCUACUACUAGUGUAUCCAUCUAGCGUUCCCCACCCAUCUUUUUCCUACAAUUAAAAUGUAUUUUUCCAUCAGGAUCCAGAGGAGGAGGAGGAGGAGCUCCAUAAUGGUCCUAUAGAACUCAACGGUCUGGCCUCUCCUCCUACUGCAAUGUACCAUGGCCCUGUGUUCCCCUGCUACCCUGCAGAGCCCUUACCACCCCCAGACCCUGUCCUCAGCUCCAUCCAACACAGAGAGACCCUGGAGAACAGGCUAGUUGACUGGUGAGGAGGAUAGCAUUAUGUCACGCAGUGGAGCUGAACACAGUUUUGAAUGCAGAAUACACAAGCCACAUUCCAAUAUCCCUACUGGUGUACUACUUGGAAUACCAAAUUCAUGCCAACAGGCAAUGUAGAGUUCACGAUCAACAUAAAGGGAGAUAGUUAGAAGUAACUGGUUUGUUUGUUCGUUCAGGGUGGAGCAGCAGCUGAUGGCCAGGAUGAUCUCAGAGAUGUACCAACCCCCUCUAGCUGACCCCGCCCAGAACCAGAGCCCUUCCCACUCCGAGCCAGAGGACAGUGCUACCUCUGACAUCGGUGAGAACUGGGACUGGUUACAUUGUAUACUGUACCUUAAUCGCAUGAUGACCCUUAACCCGACUCCCUUACAGCACUAGUUCGAUGUGGCUAACUUGUCAUGCUAACCCUUACUGUAACUUGCCACAUAUUCAUGAUGAUGAAAAAUGCAUCAUAUGAUGCAAAACGCUUCAUCCUGAUGAUGUGGCAAGUUACAAUUUGCUUUUUGAAUAUCUUAUAUCUUGAAAACUUUGUUGCUGACAUGUAAAACAUUUUUAGACUGUAUCAACAGGGGGCAGGUAGCUUAGUGGUUAAGAGCGUUGUGCCAGUAACCGAAAGGUUGCUGGUUCUAAUCCCCGAGCCAACUAGGUGAAAAAUCUGUCGAUGUGCCCUUGAGCAAGGCACUUAACCCUAAUUGCUCCUGUAAGUCGCUCUGGAUAAGAGCGUCUGCUAAAUGACUAAAAUGUAAAUGUAAACUAAUGAACAAAAAUGCCAAAAGAUAGUUUUUGAGUGGAUUAUUCCUUUAAUCCCAAGGUCUAGUCCUGGUCGUGUCAACCCCAUGCUUGUGGAGCUGAGCCCAGCCAGCAAUGAUGCAUUACAGCAUAGCUGUGUCCUGGAAGAUUCUGGUAGCCACUUUCCUCAGGGAAUUUGUGUGUGGGGCUAUGUGGUACAGGGACUGUGUCAGUGGGGCUCUGUGGUAGCAUUGUGAGUGCUGUUGACCUUCCGAUGACAUGUUAAACACUACUUAAAGCUCAACGGCUUUGUCAAGCCACCAACCACAAUCCUCAUGUUCAGGAAUUCCAAAAUGUCCCUCAGGCUUUUAAAUAAUGAGCUCAAAUGGGGUUCAUAUACAUGCUGAGAUAUUGACUGACAUUUAAACCGAAUAGAUUAACUAUACAUCAUUUCCUUGGUUCAAGUAGCUGACCUUCCUUUGGUGUUGAACCAGAGCAAUGUAGCUGGGCUGUUUAUAACUCCAUGCAUUUUACGUUUACAUUUGACAUUUUAGUCAUUUAGCAGACGCUCUUAUCCAGAGCGACUUACAGUUAGUGCAUUCAUCUUAAGAUAGCUAGGUGGGACAACCACAUAUCACAGGCAUAGAAAGUAGAUUUUUCCUCAAUAACGUAGCUAUCAGGAGAGUAAGAGCUAGAAGGGAGAAGAGCUUAGACUGGGCUGAGUGGGAGCUGCCCUCCCGUAGGGGUGGGAGGGCCAAGAGACCAGAGGUGGCAGAACGGAGUGCUCGGGUUGGGGUGUAGGGUUUGAGCAUAGCCUGAAGGUAGGGAGGGGCUGUUCCUCUUGCUGCUCUGUAGGUAAGCCCAAUGGUCUUGCAGUGGAUGCGAGAUUCGACUGGAAGCCAGUGGAGUGUGCGGAGGAGCGGGGUGAGAUGAGAGAACAUGCCUCAUUGAAAUGUAUGCCUCAUGGUUUCUUUGAGUGCGAGCUGUCUGUCGUGAUGGAAAAAGACAUGUCGAAGCCCAAUACGAUAAUACAGUUUCUCAUUAAAUCAUUGAUUUCUCUUUCUCAUUUCUCGGCUCUGCUUCUCCUUGCCCGCCGCUGCUACGGAUUGCAGUCAGAACACCUAAGCGAGGCAGUGGCAGCAAAGUUAGCGGGCCAUUGAUUCAGGGUGUAUCCCAAAUGGCACCCUAUUCCCUUUAUAGUGCACCCUUUAUACUGCGCUAUAUAGGUAAUAGGGUGCCAUUUGGGAUGUUGCCUCACACUCUCAUCUAGUAGAAAGAUCAAUGAUGUAUCACAUUUGCAGAUGAGGCCUCCAGUCAGUGAUCACUGGAGGGUUGUCAGCACUUUUUCCACUGCUACUUCCCUCUAGACAGAACAGUAAGAAGAAUGAGGGGAAUACUGCUGGGGUUCUUUCGUGCAAUAUAAACCCAGCUAUUGGAUGUGAACUAUUCUUUAAAAAAUGUGUUACAAUUAUCUAGUAUGCGAAGAUGGGUAUACCAGAAUAGUAGAUGUUCAGUAGUGAGAAUCCAUUUUGAAACAUUGUGUCUGUCCAAUAAGAACACAGAUUUAGGUUUUCUGUUGCAAAAUGCUCUGCUACGAUGUGCCCUACUGAACAUACCCCUGUGGUUCCAGUGGAGGCUGCGGGUGGAGAGGGCCUACAGCUGUUUGUAGAUGCCAGUGUUCCUGUGGACACAGAGCUGAUCAGACAGUAUGUGAACGAGGCGCUGGCAGAGACCAUAGCCCUGAUGCUGGGACAGAGAGAGGGACAGGAGAGACCUGUAGCACCAGCCAAGCCUCAGGAUCUUCCGCCACAGGAGGUACUGUGUACUGUCAAUCAAUCAAGAAAUCAGUCUUUACUGUAUUAAUCUGGACAUUUGUUGUGCAAUGUGAACAAUAUAUAUAUAUUUUGAAAUAGUAUUUCUAAUCUAACAUUUACACUGAGUUAUUUGUUCCUUUUUAUACAGUGUUUUAUUGUAUUUGUAUUCUUUCUUUCCACAUCGUGUUGCUGUUGUAGGAGCCCUUGGUGCCAACCCCAGUGCCCACCCCAGAGCCCAGUAUUAGUCCUGGGCCCCCCAGCAGAGGCCUGUCACCCCUUGCCACCCCACAGGCUUCAGAGCAGGGGACCCCCCUUCAGUCACCCAGAGAGCCCCAGCCUCCGGAGCCCCACACCUCUACACCUGCAGGUCUGAUGACAUAGUUACUGUAUCUCCAUUACACAAUCAUACUCUGCGGACCCCUUCUGCAGUCCAUAGUAUUAGUAAUUGAGUGGUCCAUGACUAGGGACCAGAGCUUUUCAUGGUCAUGUGACCUGAUAAGGGAAAACUCAGGGCCCUAGUUAUAGGCAAGGACCUAGAGUUUUUCUUGUGCAGGUCACGUGGUCAGGAAAAACUUGGGCCUAUCCAUGAUAGAUUGACCCCCAGUCGAUCCAAUGAGAUGCUGAACAUUUCUGUUCCACUUUGAUCUCAGACCCGGAGCUAAUAGUGACCCCCGUCACCACUCCAGCCCCCUCUCUCCUGGUGGUGUCUCCACCCUCUGGCCCUGCCGGACCCUGGGGAGAGGCAUCGCUGCCCCUGGCUGAGGAGCAACCCCACAGCCCUGCAGAGGAGCAGGAGGAGCACAACAAGCCACUGUGAGUCUGUCUGUCUGUCUGUCUGUCUGCUGAUUCUACUGUCCGUUUGUCUGACUGAACGUCUGUCUGCCAGCCUAUCUGUCUGUCUUUCUGAAUGGUGGAACUGCGUGGGGACCUCCCUCAGAAGACAAUGAGGGUACAUAGUGGAUAGUGUAGGAUGUACUGCUUGGUGUGGUUGUAUUGUACCACAGCUCCCCCUGCUGUCAGGAGAUUACAAUGCAGUUAGAGUUACAAAGAUAGCACACAGGCAUGUAACAUAGAUGGUUAUUGGUUUUAACCUGACCGAGUACCACUAAUCUCACCUUUCUCUCUCUCUCUCUCUCUCUCUCUCUCUCUCUCCUCUCUCUCUCUCUCUCUCUCCUCUCUCUCUCUCUCUCUCUCUCUCUCUCCUCUCUCUCUCUCUCUCUCUCUCUCUCUCUUUUUUUCUUUCUUUCUCUCUCUCUUUACCUCCCUCCCUCCCUCCGUUUUCUCUCUUUCUACAGAGUGAUGUCAGUGGCUGAGGAGGAACCUGUCAGUGUGCCUCCAAUCCCACCUGUAACCUCCAGCCCCCAGACCAUGCUUCCCCGCUCCCCUACCCCACCACCCCCACCUCCACCUGGGCCUCAGACCCCCUCCUCUCCCUCCUCCUCCUCCUCGUCAUCGUCGGAGAGUAGCAGCAGUGGCAGUAGUUCCACAGUCACUGGGACAGACACGGCUGCUAGACACAUCUCAGAGGGAGAGCUGCUCCUCAGCUAUAGCCAGGCGGCAGCAGCACGAGGUGAGAUGGAUCGACAACACACCUCAACACAUACACACACACACACACACACAUCACUCAGACGUCAGGUGGUCUACAAAAGGCCAUUCAUUCCUAAGAUUGUAAAAUCCAUAGUCAUCAUAGUGUGAUUAUUAUCAUGUCAAACCCAUCGAUGCCUUUUCAUUUGUUUCCUUCCAGCCUUUGAGGAGGAAGGCUUCUAUGUUCCCUAUCUGAUCAACAGCUUCUCCAGCUCCCUGCAGGAGGUCCAGGACAUGGUGAGUGGCACAGUGUCCACUGCUUUUCUUUUACUAGCACUGACUGUUAUUCCCUCCAGUCUAGCAAUGACGAUUUGACGUGAAACCAAAUGUGAAAAUGGCUCCCAUUCAUAGCAAACAUGCUAACCAUUUAUUUUCUGUGUCUCUCAGGAUUACGACCCUCCCAGUGAGGGUCAGGUCAGGAGGCCUGUCAUCCCGGCCUACCACGACCCCAUCCUGUCUCUAUUGGCUAAGAUGGACCAGGGGGUCGUCACCCAGACACGCCCUGACCCGGAGGUAACUAUCAGACUACGGCACUGCUCUGUACAUACUGGAACCUUCUGUUGUCACUACUGUCCACAAUUCUACUUGUAUUGAAUACCUGUCUGAUAUUUUUCCUGUUGUGACAUUAUAAUGCCUCUAGGUGGCAGGUUUUCCCCACUUGUCAAUGCAUGCCAAAAUGUAAGGCGACCUUAUUGUGUUUGUGCAUAGCAUUUAUGCAAGGAAAUACAAUGUAAGCAAAAGCUUUGGCACAGUGUACAUAAAUACUGGGCAAGCAAACAGCCAAGGCAUUAAGCCCUUGCAGUGCAGGGUCAUGUUCAGAAAGGCAGACCAUAGUAAAAUGUUUUGCAAAAGCUUAGUGAGCUGUGACUGCUGUGUCCCCCAAUCCCCAGGGGUCCUGGGAGGAGGAGGGAGAGGAGGAGGGAGAGGUCAGCGAAGGCCAGAGACCCAGACUGCAUCCUGCAGGGGAGAGGCUAGUGACUGGACACCCCCUCACUGUCCAGCCCAGGAACAGGACAGUGACCAGGACGGGGACAGAGCCUCACCCCAACACCAGACAGGGACGCAUUUCCUCCCCAGGACAGCUCACCCUGCAGUCAGCAGGUAGAACUGGAAACACAAGUCAAUGUUUCUCUUUCCAUUCUACCUCUGUUCCACCUGCCUAAAGGAGUUUGGGGUAUACAUGUGUUGGAUUCAAAUGACAAAAGAUGUUGCCUUUUUAAAACUCUGGACCAGAACCCACAAACGACAGGCUUAAGGCCGGACUUCUCUAUCUCAUUAUCAUAAAAGGAUAUGUGUAUGAGGAGGGGGACUAGAGAUGCAGGACAGCUGUAAGGGGACACAGGGAAGAGAAGAGGGGAGGAGAAAGAGAGGAGAGGGGGAAUAGAGUUGUUGGCACCACAGAACAGAGCCACAGUGCUGAUAGACUGAGUUAUCCUCAGUCAUAGGGGAAAUCAGACAGCCUGGAUUCUCCAUCAGGCGCUGCUGGGAGCACAGAGAGGCCAGGCCAGGCCAGCGGAAACCACUGCUGCUGCCUCUUAGGGGGACUGUGUGUGUCUGUGCGUCGCCUGCCUUCCAGAUACAGUAUGUAAUAAUGUAAUACAUUGAAUUUAUACAGGACUAUUCUAGGACCCUGUCAGAGUGGUGUGGGUGGAUAAGUAGGGAAUCAGGCGCAGGAAACCAGGAGGACUUCAACAGAACUUUAGUAAAGUCCAACACAAUAAUGAGACGCCAACCCAACCGGGUGGCGUGAACAAUUACGCACGAAACAAAGUGCGGAAACAACAAGAAAAGCUCACGCAGUGCGAACUCUCGAAAAAACACAAUAACGAGAGACACAAACUCCUAGAGGCAGGCUGACAAAAACAAUCACGCAUAACACCUGACCCAAACACACGAAACUAAAUAGGGAAACAAUUAAGACACAAAUAAGGGACAGGUGUUAUGAACAGACAAAACCAAAUGAACAUGAAACAUAGAACGGUGGCAGCUAGUACUCCGGAGACGACGACCGCCGAAGCCUGCCCGAACAAGGAAGAGGAGCAGCCUCGGCCGAAACCGUGACAGUACCCCCCCCUUGACGCGCGGCUCCAGCCGUGCGCCGACCCGGAGCUCGGGGACGACCCGGACGACGCGGAGCAGGGCGCGCAGGAUGACCCCGAUGGAAAUCGGUCAGUAGGGACUGGUCUAAUACGUCCCUCCUUGGCACCCAGCACCGCUCCUCCGGACCGUACCCCUCCCACUCCACGAGAUAUUGAAGACCCCCCAUCCGGCGUCUAGAAUCCAGGAUGGACCUCACGGUGUACGCCGGAGCCCCCUCGAUGUCCAACGGGGGCGGAGGAGUCUCCUCAAUCUCAAAGUCCUGGAGUGGACCAGCUACCACCGGCCUGAGGAGAGACACAUGGAACGAGGGGUUAAUAUUUUUGUAAUCAACAGGUAGUUCUAACCUAUAACUCACCUCGUUCAAUCUCCUCAGGACUUUAAAUGGCCCCACAAACCGCCGACCCAGCUUCCGGCAGGGCAGGCGGAGGGGCAGGUUUCUGGUUGAGAGCCAGACUCGAUCUCCAGGUGCGUACACUGGCCCCUCACUGCGGUGUAGGUCGGCGCUCGUCUUCUGUCGACGUAUGGCACGCUGCAGAUGGACGUGUGCAGCGUCCCACGUCUCCUCCGAGCGCCGCACCCACUCAUCCACAGCGGGGGCCUCGAUCUGGCUCUCAUGCCAUGGUGCCAGAACCGGCUGGUACCCUAAUACACACUGAAAAGGGGUUAGUUGGGUGGAGGAGUGGCGAAGAGAGUUCUGUGCCAUCUCGGCCCAGGGCACAUAUCUCGCCCACUCCUCCGGCCGGCCCUGACAGUAUGACCUCAGAAACCUACCCACAUCCUGGUUGACACGUUCAACCUGCCCAUUACUCUCCGGGUGGUAACCCGAGGUAAGGCUUACCGAAACCCCCAACCGUUCCAUAAAUGCUCUCCACACUCUAGAGGUGAACUGGGGGCCUCGGUCAGACACUAUAUCCUCGGGUACCCCGUAAUGCCGGAAGACAUGGGUGAACAGAGCCUCUGCGGUCUGUAGGGCAGUGGGUAGACCCGGCAUGGGAAGGAGACGACAGGCCUUAGAGAACCGAUCCACAACGACCAGGAUGGUAGUAUUCCCCUGUGAGGGGGGAAGGUCGGUAACAAAAUCCACCGAGAGGUGGGACCAGGGUCGUUGUGGAAUAGGCAGGGGUUGUAACUUACCCCUGGGCAAAUGUCUGGGCGCCUUACACUGGGCACACACCGAACAGGAGGAGACAUAAAUCCUCACAUCCCUAGCUAACGUUGGCCACCAGUACUUCGUGCUAAGGCAGUGCACUGUCCGGCCGAUACCCGGAUGGCCAGAGGAGGGGGACGUAUGAGCCCAACAAAUGAGGCGAUCGCGUACCUCGAGCGGAACGUACGUCCGACCCACAGGACACUGUGGAGGACUCGGGUCGGUGCGUAACGCCCGCUCGAUCUCACCAUCAACCUCCCACACCACCGGAGCAACCAGACAAGACUCCGGUAGUAUGGGCGUGGACUCAACUGACCUCUCCUCUGCGUCAUACCGCCGAGACAGAGCAUCUGCCUUCCCGUUCUGGGACCCAGGGAUGUAUGUGAUUUUAAACACAAACCGGGCUAGGAACAUAGUCCAGCGAGCCUGGCGAGGAUUCAGUCUCCUAGCUGCCCGGAUGUACUCCAGGUUACGAUGGUCAGUUAGAAUGAGGAAAGGGUGUUGAGCCCCCUCGAGCCAAUGCCGCCACACCUUUAGGGCCUGUACCACGGCUAACAGCUCCCUGUCUCCUACGUCAUAAUUCCGCUCCGCCGGACUGAGCUUCUUUGAGUAAAACGCACAGGGACGGAGUUUAGGUGGAGUGCCAGAACGCUGGGAAAGAACGGCCCCUAUCCCGGCCUCUGACGCGUCCACCUCUACUUGGAACGGUAAAGAGGGAUCCGGAUGCGCCAACACCGGCGCCGAGGUAAACAGGUCCUUCAGUCUCCCAAAUGCCCUGUCCGCCUCAGCUGACCACCGCAAGCGCACCGGACCCCCCUUUAACAGAGACGUUAUGGGAGCUGCCACCUGUCCAAAACCCCGGAUAAACCUCCGGUAAUAAUUCGCAAAACCCAAGAACCGUUGCACCUCCUUCACAGUGGUUGGGGUCUGCCAAUUACGCACAGCUGACACCCGGUCUACCUCCAUCUUCACCCCUGACGCAGAUAACUGGUAACCCAGAAAGGAGACCGACUUCUGGAAAAACAGACAUUUCUCUGCCUUGACAUAUAGGUCAUGCUCCAACAGCCUCCUCAAUACUCGGCGCACCAGGGCUACAUGCUCAGCACGGGUAGGACUAUACACCAGAAUGUCGUCGAUGUACACAACUACUCCCUGUCCCUGCAUGUCCCGGAAAAUCUCAUCGACGAAGGAUUGGAAGACUGAGGGAGCAUUCAUCAACCCAUAUGGCAUGACUAGAUACUCGUAGUGUCCGGAAGUCGUGCUAAACGCUGUCUUCCAUUCAUCGCCCUCUCGAAUGCGCACCAAGUUAUAUGCGCUCCUAAGAUCCAAUUUUGUAAAGAACUGCGCACCGUGCAGUGACUCCGUCAUAGUCGCAAUCAGAGGAAGUGGAUAGCUGUACUUCACUGUGAUCUGAUUGAGACCGCGGUAAUCAAUACACGGGCGCAGACCUCCAUCCUUUUUCUUCACAAAAAAGAAACUUGAGGAAGCGGGUGAAACGGAGGCCCGUAUGUAUCCCUGUCUAAGAGACUCAGAGAUGUACGUCUCCAUAGCCUUUCUCUCCUCUUGAGACAAGGGAUACACAUGGCUCCGCGGGAGAGCUGCUCCUGACUGGAGAUCUAUCGCACAAUCCCCCCGUCUAUGAGGCGGCAGCUGCGCCGCCCUAGUCUUACUGAACGCCAGUGCCAAAUCCUCAUACUCGGGGGGAAUCUGCAGUGCUGGCAUUAGAUUCGGACUCUCCACCGAGGUCGCCCCUAUGGAAACACCCAGACACCGCCCCUCACAUUGAGCAGACCACCCUUUAAGAGCUUUCUCUCGCCACCUAAUAAUAGGGUCAUGAGUCAUCAACCAGGGAAGACCCAGCACUACCGGAUACGCAGGAGAGUCAAUCAGAUAGAGCUGAAUUCUCUCCUCAUGACCCUCCUGCGCCAUCAUCUGAAGGGGUGCUGUGACUUCCCUAAUCAACCCAGACCCUAACGGACGGCUAUCUAGGGCAUGGACGGGGAAAGGCUUAUCCACUGGAAGGAGGGGAAUCCCUAACUCUAUACAGAACUGGCGAUCUACAAAAUUCCCAGCUGCGCCUGAAUCUACCAGCGCCUUAUGCUGGGAACGAGGUGCAACCUGUGGGAAACAAACAGGCAAGGUUAGGUGCACGACAGAAAGCUCUGGGUAAGCAGGGCGCCUACUCACCUGGGGGGACCCCCCAAUGCGUGACCUGCCUUCUCCCUCACUGGAGGACCCGCCCCAACACCUAGCCGCGGUGUGCCCUCCACGACCACAGUUGGUGCAAGGGCCGGGUCCCCUCGGGCUCCUCCUCCUCCGUUCCCUAGCGCCAGCACCUCCGAGCUCCAUAGGGCUCGGCUCGGAGGUGCUGGAGAGUGGAAUGGGCGAACCCCCCCUCCCGGGACGCCCACGGGUGGCGAGCAGGGUAUCCAGCCGGAUGGCCAUGUCGACAAGCUGGUCGAAAGUCAACGAAGUGUCCCUGCACGCCAACUCUCGCUGGACGUCCUCCCGGAGGCUGCAGCGGAAAUGGUCGAUAUGGGCCCGCUCAUUCCACCCUGCAUCAGCCGCUAGGGUCCGAAACUCCAAGGCAAAGUCCUGGGCGCUCCUCAUCCCCUGUCGGAGGUAGAAUAGACGCUCCCCCGCCGCCUUCCCUUCUGGUGGAUGGUCGAACACAGCACGGAAGCGGCGGGAGAACUCCGCAUAGUUCGUGGUAGCGGCGUCCAUUCUCCUCCACUCGGCGUUGGCCCACUCCAACGCCUUGCCGGUGAGACAGGAGAUGAGGGCUGAGACGCUCUCGUGUCCCGAGGGCGCCGGGUGUACGGUGGCGAGGUAGAGCUCCACCUGCAGCAGGAACCCUUGACACCCGGCAGUGGAGCCGUCGUACGCCCUCGGGAGCGAGAGCCGAAUCCCACUAGGUUCCGGAGAUGAGACAGGGGGGCUGACCGAUGGGGCUGGUUCGGUUCGUGGAGGUGUGGGAACCCCGCUGGUCUCCCAUCGGUGCAGAGUAUUCAUCACCCCCUCCAGGGCGUGACAGACCUGGUUGAUGCGGUCCUCCUGACCACGAAGACGUUCAGCCAUCUCGGCUGUCGGCGCGGUCGCUCCUGCUGAUUCCAUGGAUGUGAUGCGUGAUUCUGUCAGAGUGGUGUGGGUGGAUAAGUAGGGAAUCAGGCGCAGGAAACCAGGAGGACUUCAACAGAACUUUAGUAAAGUCCAACACAAUAAUGAGACGCCAACCCAACCGGGUGGCGUGAACAAUUACGCACGAAACAAAGUGCGGAAACAACAAGAAAAGCUCACGCAGUGCGAACUCUCGAAAAAACACAAUAACGAGAGACACAAACUCCUAGAGGCAGGCUGACAAAAACAAUCACGCAUAACACCUGACCCAAACACACGAAACUAAAUAGGGAAACAAUUAAGACACAAAUAAGGGACAGGUGUUAUGAACAGACAAAACCAAAUGAACAUGAAACAUAGAACGGUGGCAGCUAGUACUCCGGAGACGACGACCGCCGAAGCCUGCCCGAACAAGGAAGAGGAGCAGCCUCGGCCGAAACCGUGACAGACCCGAAGACGCUUUACAAUACUACUAGAACACAGAACAAGAAAUGACAAAUAAAGACAAAAAGAAGUGGGAUAAGGGUUCUUAAAAAGUUGAUGAUGAUUCUCAUGAUAUAGUGGUGAUCAUAACCAUGUAUGGCAGGGGAACUAGAGAGAUUGUCCUACGUUUCCCAGUCCUGGUACGUUAACCAUAAUGUCCACUCUUAACUAGGUCUCUUCUCAUAAAAACUCAGCACUUAUCAGUGUUUGACACCCUGCAUACUGGUGUGUCAGCUAAUACAAAUAUCCAGUUUAGAGCUGGAUGGAAAAGCGUGAAAUUAAUACUCUAAUAUUUACUUAGUGGUCGAAAAGCAACAUGCGAUUCUGUUACGGUUGUCGGUCACAUGUUGUGAAUGCUCCUCUGUGUUCACAUGGCUCUUUAGACACUGUGUCUAAGUUAUGCGUCCACUCAGACAGAAGAACCUCAUAGCAGAUUCCUAGCCUCUUCCUGUGUUGGCCAAAACCAAUAUUUACCCAACUCAAAAUCAACUCGACCCACGGUAAAAAAAAAGCUCCAAUGUUGCUUGGAGACCAGACCAGAGAGAAGGGGAGGGGGGGACCCUGCAAUCCAAGCAGCAAAGACAGGACUAUAUUAAUGACAGAGGAAGAACUCAAAGCAAUUUUGUUUUCCACUCAAACUGGGGCUGGUUGGAACAGGGCCCAAUGGACUAUAUAGGGUGCAAUUUGGGAUGCACACUAUAUUUAAGCAAUAAGGCCUGAGGGGGUGUGGUAUAUGGCCAAUAUACCAUAGCUAAUGGCUGUUCUUAAGCACGACGCAACGCAGAGUACCUGGACACAUCUCUUAGCCGUGGUAUAUUGGCCAUAUAUCACAAACCACCGAGGUGCCUGAUCGCUAUUAUAAACUGGUUACCAACGUAAUUAGAGCAGUAAAAAUAAGUGUUUUGUCAUACCCAUGGUAUACAGUCUGAUAUACCACGGCUUUCAGCCAAUCAGCAUUCAGGGCUCGAACCACCAGGUUUAUAAUUACAUUUUAAUCAUUUAGGAGACACUCUUAUCAAGAGCAAUUAGGGUUAAGUGCCUUACUCAAGGGAACAUCGACAGAUUAUUCACCUAGUCGGCUAAGGAUUUCGAACCCAACGACCUUACAGUUACUGGCCCAACGCUCUUAACCGCUAGGCUAUUUGUCCCCCCUAGGGCAGCUCUUGACACCAACAGACUGGGGACUCAAUUACAAAAUCACUGAGCUGACACAGAGCCUGUAAAACGGUUUGACAACCCCUUUGUUGUGGCUUAUCCUGAAAAGCAUCUCAAACCCCAUGUUAUGGCUAGAGAAACCAUUGUUUGUGUGGCUUUGUGUCAUCUGGGAACACUUUCACCCUGCAACGCCUUGUGUUUGGACGUGUGAGAGCAUUUGAAACGACAGGGCUUCCUCUCCAUUCGAGGCUGCGCUGCAUGGGCACCAGUUAUUGAUGCAAUAAUUCAUGAAAUUCUAAAUUAUACUGUAUAUCUCUAUUAGUGGGGAAAUGAUAGCUAGGCUUGGAUAAUAAAGAAUGAAAGUGUGUGUGUUUCUACAGAUGUUACAGACGCAACGAGCUUCCAGGACACUCAGCGGCCAGUUGACAUCAGAGACCUGGAUGUGGAGCCGGAGAUGCCAUAUCAGCCUCCUCAGCCUGACACCUCAAUGUCACCUCCACCGAUGGAGGGCUCAGUCUCCCACAGUGCACCACAGGCAAGCGUUACACAUUUAUGCUGUACACAGCAUCUGCUCUGACGCGCGCACGCACGCACACACACACAUACACACACACACACAGUCUUGCGCAGCUAACUUUGUGGGGACAUACAAUUCAGUCCCAUUCAGAAUCCUAUUUUCCCUAACCCCUAAACCUAAGCCGUACCCUAACCUUAACCCUAACCCUAACCCUAACCCUAACCUUAACCCAAAAACCUAACCUUAAACCUAAACCUAACCCUAGCUCCUAACCCUAACCCUAACCCUAAAACUAACCCUAUCUCCUAACCCUAAUUCUAACCUUAUCCUAAAUCCCCUAGAAAUAGCAUUUGACCUUGUGGGGACAACAAAAUGUCCCCAGUUGGUCAAAUUUCUCUUGGUUUACUAUUCUUGUGGGGACUUCUGGUCCCCACAAGUAUAGUUAAACACGUCCACACACACAAACACACACACACACACACACACACACACACACACACACACAGAGAGAGAGAGACCUGGCUCUUAGUCUUUCAUACUGUGUUAUUCUUGGCAGCUAGGUAGGUGAGGAUAAGGUUCCACCAUGUUGUGUUUCUGUUAAAGAUAUAGUUGAUUUGAGGACACUUGCACAAGGGAAGAGUCUCUUUCAACAGCUGUAGUGAGGAUGAGCCAAUGUGCUGGGCACCCAAGAUAAAUGGCAGCCUAACCUCUUAGUAUUGAUAAUCUUCUUGCAUAUCAACUUGGCUCAUAGGACAAUACAGAGAGUACAGCCAUGCCUGUGGAGAUGAUUUGGACAUGUACUGAGUCCCAUAUGAAGGAUCAGGAGGAUUUACUAUUCCCUAUUUAGUGCAAUAGGGUGCUAUUGAGGACGAGCCUUUAUCUUCAAUGAAACUGGUGCAGAUGUCCUCCUGUGUGAAUCAUUGGCUGGCUGCAGCAGCCUCCAUACAGAAUUGUCUGUUGUUGAGUGUUGACAGUGACAAACGACAAUCUCCACAUGCGCCGAAUACAACAGGUGUAGACUUUACUGGGAAAUGCUUGCUUACUAGCCCUUCCCAAUGAUGCAGAGUUUCAAAAAUAUAUAUAUAAUAAACAUACAUCAAUAUAAUGUCCUCCUUUUGUUUCCGCUAUUCUGAACCAGAAAAGCAAAGUGGACUCUUUAGUUGUGUGUUGACACAUGAAACUCACUCAUCAGUCGGGAUACCAGAUCUGGAUGUAGCCUAUGUGUGUGCUUGGGGAUUACUCUUCCUAAAUGGAGACAUCGAAACAAUGUGUUUGACUGUUGUUGUCCCAUUGGCUUCCUCCUCUGCUUUCUGUUGUCAUCUAAUCUCCUUCGAAUACAAUCUCUACCCUAUCUACAUGUACAUAUUGUAUGUGUUACAAAGUGCUUAUACAGAAACCCAGCCUAAAACCCCAAAGAGCAUGCAAUGCACGGUGGCUAGGAAAAACUCCAUAGAAAGGCAGGAACAUAGGAAGAAACCUAGAGAGGAACCAGGCUCUGAACCAGCCCAGUAUUUAUUGUGUUGCCUCUCAUCUCCUCUGUGUCUAGGCAGCUGAGUUGUCUGGUCUUCCAGCUCCCAGACCUGCCCCCAUCCUGGUCAGGCAGUUUCAAAAGACCAAUGGUGAGACGUCAGAGAAACCAGGUAUGGUCGCUCAAGUCCAGUUUUAUUUUUUAGAACCGUGUUCAUUCAUUCAAUUGGUCUCACCAAUGCUACAAUUUAAAAACAUUGUAAUUGAUUCUUGUAAAGGGGAAGGUGUGGCACGUUAUUGGGAGAGACCACAAAUCCAUCUGAAAGCUUUGAAAAAAUGGGUACAUCUUAGACACAAACAAUGUGUUUGAGAAGCCAACAUACAACAUACAUAUAAUAAUAUUAUAUUAUUAUACAACGAUGUCGGUCGACCGUCGGGUGUCCCUCUGUUCUCCUCUGACCACCAGGUGGCACUAGUGUAUCUGUGAGGUCUCCACUUCAACUUCCUCUUCUCCCCUCUCCUUUUCACCUCUCCUCCCCUCUCCUUUUCACCUCUCCUCAGCUUCCCUCUCCUUUUCCCCUCCCCUCUCCUCCCCUCUCCUUUUCCCCUCCCCUCCCCUCUCCUUUUCCCCUCUCCUCCCCUCUCAUUUUCCCCUCUCCUCCCCUCUCCUUUUCCCCUAUCCUCCCCUCUCCUUUUCUCCUCCCCUCCCCUCUCCUUUUUCCCUCUCCUCCCCUCUCAUUUUCCCCUCUCCUCCCCUCUCCUUUUCCCCUAUCCUCCCCUCUCCUUUUCUCCUCUUUUGUCUCCAAGUCAGGUCACUGCAGUUGUUCUCCGAGAGGGUGAAAUCAUUUUGCCUUACAUCACUGCUGUGUCCUGUUCUCCCUAGCUACAGCUAGACCUCAAGGGGCUAGGAACUGCUCGAGUCAGUGCUUUAAAACUCAAUAUUGUACACGGGGCUGGACACACCUCAGUGACAACACAACAGGGGGGUGAGGAGAGAGGAGAGUCACUCAGUAUGGAAGAAGGGAGGGUAGACAUGGAAUAAAUGGGCUGCAUCUCAAAAGCCACCCUAUUCCCUAUAUCAGGGAUCAUCAACUAGAUGUUUUUCUUGAGUGGAUGGUCGGGGGGCCGGAACAUAAUUACCAUUCAUUUGUAGACUGCAAUUUGACCCCAAGAAUCCUAAACAGAUAUAUAAUAUUUGACCAAAACAUAAUCAUUUCAAUCCUUGUUUACAUUUGUAUACGAUCACGUGUCUCGUCUAUUAUGCGUGGGAAUACUGUCAACUUUGGGACCUUAUAUAGAUAGGUGUCAGCCUUUCCAAAUCAUGUCCAAUCAAUUGGAUUUACCACAAGUGGACUCCAAUCAAGUUGUAGAAACAUCUCAAGGAUGAUCAAUGGAAACAGGAUACACCUGAGCUAAAUUUCGAGUCUCAUAGCAAAGGGUCUGAAUACUUAUGUAAAUAAGGUAUUUCUGUUUUCGCUUUUUUGUCAUUAUGGGUUAUUGUGUGUAGAUUCAAUUUUAGAAUAAGGCUGUAACGUAACAAAAUGUGGAAAAAGUCAAAGGGUCUGAAUACUUUCCGAAGGCGCUGUAUAGUGGAAUAAGUCUCUCUGGUCAAAAGUAGUGCACGAUAUAUAGAAUAAGGUGCCAUUUGGGAAGCACCAUUGGUGUAAGAAGGAGCAGGGUAAGGUUAUUGUAUAUCAGUGGGAGAGAGACUCUGGGAGUGAAGCAGUGUCACUGUGUUGAGAUUAGUUAUACUAAUCCAAUCUAAUAGAGAGGAACAGUGAAGGAUGAUGAAGAACGUAGUACUAACACUGCUGAAUGAAGAGGAUCCUCAUGGGCUUUGGCUUAAAGGUCCAAUGCAGACGUUUUUAUCUCAAUAUCAAAUCAUUUCUGGGUAACAAUUAAGUACCUUACUGUGAUUGUUUUCAAUUAAAAUGGUCAAAAAGAAACAAAUAGUAUUUUAGCAAAGAGCAAUUUCUCAAGCAAGAAUUUAGCUAGGACUGUCUGGGAGUGGUCUGAGUGAGAAGGGGAAAACUGAAAACUAGCUGUUAUUGGCAGAGAGGUUUGGAACUCUCUUUCUUAUUGGUCUAUUAACUAAUUUACCGCUUGGUGAUGUCAGCAGGCAGGCCAAAACUCCAUCCCACCAAAACAGGCUGAAACUUCAGACGGUCUUUUCAAACAGCUCUUACACUAAAAGGGCAAUAUCAUAAUUUUCACAAUUUCACAGUAUUAUUCCAACCUCAUAGUGUGGAAAAAGUAUAUAAAACACAGGAAAAUCGCGUUUUCGACUGCACUGGGCCUUUUAAAUGGCUCCCUAUAUAGUGCACUACUUUUGACCAUGGCUCUGGUCAAAAGUAGUGCACUAUGUCGAGAAUAGGUGCCAUUUGGGAUUCAAACUAUCAUCUUAACUCAUAUGAAGCUGUAAGAUUCUCUCGGCUUGAUCCGUUUCCCUGAUAUCUGAUGGUUUAUUAUGUUCCUGAAAUUGCAUCAAACUUUAUCUGGUGUAUCAGUUGGAUUAGUUUUCCUUAUCUUAUUUUUUCUCAAAUCAAACCCUUUCCCUGCCUGUCCUUUAAGCCUGUGAGUCUGUGAUGAUAACUAGCUACCGUCCAUGUCGGGUAUUUUGUGAUGGCCAGCAGAAGCCCUCGGCUGAAUCUGUUAAAGUAAUGAAUUUGUUUGGAUAUUUUUGUAGCUGUGUUGAAUGUCAAUGUGUUUGUCUCUCACUGCGUCGCUGUAAGGAUUUUGUUUCAGCAGUAAUUUGAUGGACCAGCGAGACGAGGGACGGGGGAAAAGAGCAAAGCUUCCACCUGCAUGUUACUUGUUGUCAGGGGAAGAAAACACAAGCCUGAAUUGAAAGGGACAACUCAACUGACAUCUUUGCAGCUAACAUGAUUAUGUUACCUCUCAGUUAUUGUGUCUUAGCCUGUAUGUUGUUGCUCUAGCUUUGCUUGGGGAAACUGAACUCAGUCAACAGCAGGGGGCUUUGAUUUGGGUGGUCAAAUAAAUAAGCCAUUCAAAUAAAAACCCCAGGAAUUACUAGCCAUUCAUUACUAGGUUCAAUGAGGAACUGCAUUUAAAGGUAUUGUCAAGGCACUAUGCUAGGACUGUGUCCCAAAUGGCACUCUAUUCCCUAUAUAGUGCACUACUUUUGACCAGAGCCCUAUGGGUGCACUAAAUAAUAGGGCUCUGGUCAAAAGUAGUGCACUAUAUAGGGAAUAAGGUGCCACUUGGGACGCAGUCUAGGACCUGAUUGUGUGUGCUGGAGCUAGCGGACUGAGUGACAAAGGCCUGAAUUCUCAUCCUCUUACGUAAGCCCCAAGACCAGUAAGCUGUUGCCUCCUGUCCUGCCUCCCUCCAUGCUAUAGAUGGGCCAAUGGUCUGAUUCAAUGUGUACUGUAGCCUAUUGAUUUAGACUGGACAUGACACAGUAAAGGUCGUCUGUCUGGUGUCUCUCAUUGCUAUAACUGUGGCUUGAGUCCCAAAUGGCCCCCUAUUCUCUAUAUACUGUACUACUUUUGGCCACAGCCCUAUGGGGAUAUAGUGUGCCAUUUGGGACGCAGGUUCUAUUUACAGGCUGGACACUAUAUAGUAUAUAUGGUCAAAGUGGCUGCACUGUCUGUCUGUCUCCCUGCCUCAGUUUAGUGUUCACUCCAGGCACUGGAGUGUAACAAGAUCAUAGUGAAUGAGCCUUUAUAUAACCGUGGCCUGCAGUUGUCUUAAAGGAUAAAUCCACAGUUGUUGUUGUUAUAUAUGGCAAAGCUACUACUGCUGUAAGCUUGAAUAGAAAUGACCAUGAAGUUGUAUUUGUUUUAGCUUCAUUUUGACACACAAUGAUCCAUACUGCAAACUAUACCCUUAUUAGCACCAGGAAGUACUGGACUGUACUGUUUAUUUGGAAAGGGGGUGUUCUGCUGGGCUCCCUGGCACUAAAUUGUAUACAGUUUUCAGGAUUCAUGUUUUCUUAUGUUGCGUUUGGACAUAAACUGUAUAAAUGACUAUUUUGCUGUGGUCCUCUACUAGUCAGCCCCAGCCUGCCCCCGAAGCCCUGAAGCCAGACUAACUUGGCUGAACACUUGUUUGUUUUCUGUGAUGUGGACCUACUGUAUAGUAUGUGUGUUUGGGGAGGUGCGACAGGGGGAGCGGGGGUCUACUUGGCUCCCUACCGUCCUACGUCAUUGGCAGCAGAUGAAGUGUAGAGUUCUAAAUCUAACAGGCUCACUAGAAGAACACCAUACGGAUAUAGAGACUAAACUGUUUCCAAGCUUCAGUUAUGUUUUCAUCGUCAGGAUCAAAACACACCACACCGACUCUCUCAAGGAGUUUCAACUUUCAAAGAGUUCUCACUCCCUCCAGUUUUCAUUUAGCUGAUGUGCUUCUGAGCUGGGAUCUGUAAUUAACAGUCCGUCAGUCCCCCAGUUCACAACACUAGCUGCUGUAGGAUGAAUUACCACAGCAGCACCACUGAGUUGAGAUAGGGUGCCGUUUGGGACGCAACCAAAGUCAUUUAUCGAAAUGGGAAUAUUUGAGGAUGCAUUUGCAUACAUUGCACAGUGUGAUGUUUCUAGGGUUUUAGACCUAAGCCCUUUGAGGCGCCACCCUGUUUUUCCUAUUGUGAUUUACCAUUGUUUAUCUGACUAUGCCUUGUUACAUUUCAUCAAUGUUUACUCACGACUUUGAGUAAACUGAACUAACUCUAUUAGUGUUGUUUCUUGCUGAGAGAUUAGUCAGGCUGCUGGGUUUUUUCUACCCAGACAGGCAGCAGUCUUCGCUAAAGCAAACAAACAGUACAUAUUUAGAUAGACAGUGGUUGUGUCCCAAAUGGCACCCGAUUCACUACAUAGUGCACUACUUUCAUCCAUGGCGCAUUGGGCUCUGGUCAAAAGUAGUUCACUAUAUAGGGAAUAGUAGAGAGCCAUUUGGGACACAGCCUUAGACAAACAGUGUAUAGGUCUAUGGCUCUUCAUGGUUCUCCCAGGGAGGAAUGAUUAUUUACCCUGUAGCAGAGUGGAUGUCUGCCCUCUACUUUGAGGUGAAAGAUACACAAGUUAGGUUCAUUAUUUUAAACAACUCUCUCUCCCCUGGCCGGUAGCCAAGACCUUGGGGGGGGGGGGGACGAUUCUAAAGCACGAUGGGAGCCUGUUUGUUAUCGUCCACGCUUGUGUUGAGUCCUGCAUUUUCAGCCAAACGCGCUGACAUUUUGUCAUUGACAAUGUUAGCACAAACAUGUUUAUCAGCAGUGUUGGCUGGCCGGGCUCUGGCUCCUCUUUAGAAUUGAGGCCAGACAAGAUGGACAUUGCUGCUCUGGUCUUAAGGGGGAUUUCACUGUGUUGUAUUGGUUAGCAGGAAGUGGAGUAACAAUGAUCAAAUCCACUGCUAAACCAACAAAAGACAAGCUAGGCUCUCUGACGCAGUCUGCCAACAGUCCGGGCACUACUGACUCCUUAAUUGGAGAGGACAGGCUCGUGGUAAAGGCUGGAGCAGAAUGAGUGGAAUGGUAUCAUAUACACCAAACACAUGGUUUCCAGGUCUUUGAUGCCAUUCUAUUCACACCGUUCCAGCCAUUAUUAUGAGCCAUCCUCCCCUCAGCAGCCGCCACUGCUACUGAGUAUGGAAAACAUGGAGCUCCUUCUGUGUAAACCCCUGCAUUUUAGUAAAGCCUUUGAAGUGCUAUAUCAAAAGUAGUGCACUAUAUAGGGAAUAGGGUGCCAUUUGGGAUGCAUCCAAGCAUCUGCACAAUGGAGGAUGUUGUUCCUGGUUGUUCCUCUAUCUAGGAGCCAGGCCCAUGGUUACAUUAAUCACCACUGCAGACAACAGCGCUCACGAGAACUUAAUUGAGAAAUCAUGUCAGCUCUGAAUUUCUCUGUAAACAAAUGCACGAGUCUUUAACAUGGUCCACAUGAGUCAAACUCCAGAGAGAGAGAACAAAAGAGAGAGGGAGAAAGAGGGGAAAAGAAAGGGGGAUACCUAGUCAGUUGUACAACUGAAUGCAUUCAACUGAAAUGUGUCUUCCGCAUUUAACCCAACCCCACAGAAUCAGAGAGGUGCGGGGGGCUGCCUUAAUCGACAUGUCAUCGGCGCCCAGGGAACAGAGGCUGGAGUUGGAGAUAGAGAGAGAGAAGAUGGGAGUUAGAGUGAGCAAGUUAGAGAGAGCGAGUUUGAGAGACAGCGAGAAAGAGUUGGAGAAAGUCAGAAAGUCAAUGUUGCUCUCCCCAUGACAUGUCCUACAGGCAGAUGAUGACCAGCUAGCUAGCUGCUAGCCCAAAACAACAGUGAAAAGGCCAAACACUUUGUCAUUCUGCUGCCUCGCUCACCAACCACAACUGUCCUGUUAAACGGAUGUUUUGACAGGAUGGGAGAAUGAAAAUGCCCUCCAGUACAGUGUGUGUGUGCGUGCGUGUGAGUGUGUGUGUGUGUGUGUAUGUAGUGUGUGUGCACUUUCCCUACGUGUGUGUGUGUAUAACACUCUCUUUCUCUGUGGCGCUACGAUGAGUCAUUCCCCCAAGGUUAUUGAGUGCGACAUCGGCGCUCAAGUGGUGUGUUUAUAUUCACGGUUGACUGUGUUCUCCUUCUCUCAUUAUCUGACCUGGAGACACUCACUGCAUCACCAGUUCACUUCCCAGUCACACUGCAGGCAAAUGGGAACAAUUUUGGGAACACACAUUCACAGAGACUCCACUGUUGAACUUGAUGUGUUGAGUCUUGUUCUAUACAGUUUGUGUGUAACGUGAAUGAUGUCAGUGAGGGAUUGUGGUUGGUUAGUGCUAUCCGGGAUCCUUGGGACAUCCCUACCCUAAACCCCGUACCUUAACCAUUUUACAUUUCAACUUCAAAGGGGUGACGUCAGAGUUGGGACGAUGAUUCCAUUUAGACUUUUCUUAUUGUGGUUUCACCCACAAGUGUCAGAAGACUUGCUUGGUUAUUGUUGCUCGAUUUAUCCUGUUGACAAUGUCAGAGUCAUUGACUGGUAAAACAGCACCGCCCAAAACCUUUUUACUGUAGAACCUCUGUAGCUGUAUAGGUUGCCAUUUGGGAUGCAGUAGAGAUCUUCUUCUCACCCCUACCAGUAGGCUAUGGAAGUCCUAUUAGAGACGGUUUCCCAGUUACAGAUUAAGACUAGUCCAGGACUAAAAACCAUUCUCCAUGGACAUUCUCCAUUGAAAUACCUUUUAAGUACUAGGCCUAAUCUGUGUCUGCAAAUCCAUCCCUUAGCUAUCCGACUCUUUCAAUUGUAAUGAUAGAUUCCCAACCUACGGUUUGUGUUUUAUGAAUUAUAGGAGGAGAUAUAAAUGGUUCCACCUAUCCUCUAAGGAGUGAUUUUACAAGAAAAUGUCAUCACCACUUUGAUGCGUGCUUGUGACCUACAAUAUUCUGCUUCAGCUAUUUCCUCAGUCACACCCUUAUUGAAACAAGCAAAGUCUUAAAAAUAUCUAAAUGUCCAGAGAAAUCUCUAGUAAGCCUGAACAAUGGUCUAGUUUAGUAGACAACCAUGGCGUGGCUCAGCUAAUCAACAGAGAGAUGUGCUUUGUCUGUUGGGAGUUGGAUAUAUUUAGUCCAUUUGUCUUGUCUGCUCUGGUAGCUGCCUGGCCUUAAAUGAGGGGGAGAACACUAUGGGUGCGUCCCAAAUGACACCCUAUUUCCCAUAUAGUGCACUACUUUUGACCAGAGACCAAUGGGCCCUGGUCAAAAGUAGUGCACUAUAUAAGGAGUAGGUUGCCAUUUGGGACAGAUCCUAUGUAUUCAGGCUUGGUUUCAUCCUCCACCCUCCACAGCUGCACUGGUAUGUCUAACAGGCAACAGCUGCAGGUAGCAGGGCAUGUGAGAGAGAAUCCGAGAGAGAGAAUGUUGCAUCCCAAAUAGCAUCCUAUUACCUUUAUAGUUCACUACUUUUGACCAUGGCCCAUUGGUAUCUUGUCAAAAGUAGUGCACUAUAUAGAGAAUAGUAUUUGGGACGCAGACAGAAUGUUGCUGGCUCAAGCCGAGGGAGCGCUAGGCAUUCUUAAUGGCUUGACCAGCCCAGGCAUAUCAUUUUAUUGUGUCUGUCAAGCCAAGGAUUCCACCACGCGUUUAAAGUUCUUUACCGACCAUCUAGGGUCCUCAGUGACUGGUCCUGGUCAAAAAUAGUGCACUAAAUAGGGUAUAGGUUGCCAUUUGGGACGCAGACUGACUAUGCAGCAGAUUGCUUCUUCUCACCCCUGCCAGUAGGCUUUGUAAAUCCUGUUAAUUGCUAAAGCAGAGCCUGAAAAAGAGCCAAAGUACUGAGGAACCGUGUGUCAGAUUCACUGUUAAUUGCUGUGAUCCUCCCUGGUAUUGUCUGGUAGAUAGAUCAUUUCAUACAGAGCAGCUGCACACACUUCUGUUUUCAUAGGGUAGUUAUUAACCGAUGGUCUCACAAGAACACAGGUCUGAAUUUUACAACACAUGCGCUCUAUUUGAACCGAAUCCCCAUCAACUUAAAAGAGCUUCUUAAAUCAUGCAGAAAUCAUUAAAAAACUUUCGACGUUGUGAAAUGACAAACUAUAUUGCCGGUGGGUGACCUAGGAAAUGAGGUAUUUGCAUUAGGUUUUUGAAGAUUGGCCAUGCCUCUGCUGUAAUGCCUGAACCGUAUCUCUGUGGCGCUCUCAUCCUCCGCAGCAUGCGAUGGGGGGGGGGGGGGGGGGUGAGAAAAGAGGGAGGGGUGAAGAAAGGGAGGGGUUAUAGAUAAUGUUCCUCGCACAGAUGGAGUCGGAGACAUCAGUGAAACCCAAGUCCCUGUUGUUGAGUAGGCCCCGGCCGUAUCAUGCCACUGAUAGGCCUCACCUCUUCACCCCUGGCCCUUCAUCUGGGCGCCGGAGAUGGGAUGCUUCCCCGAUUCCCCUAGCCGCGGGGCUUUGAUCAGCGGGGCCCCCAGACGGGCCUGGCCCAUCCAGGCCCCUGGGUGCUAAGCCACGCGCCAGAAGGACAGGGGCUCUGCUUUCACAGGCAGGUGGAGGAGCAGACAGGUUUAAGAAGAGCUCCUCUUUCAGUUCAGCCAUUUCUGACAGGGUUGCACCCCUCUCUCUCUCUCUCUCUCUCUCUCUCUGUUUGAUGUCGGCCCAAAGAGAGUCCAGGGAGAGGCAGAUGUGAUGGGUCAUCAAAAUUACCAUGAGGCAAUAUGGCAUGUCUCUCUCAUGGGAGUCUAGGGAUGCAUCCCAAAUGGCACACUAUUCCAUAUAUAGUGUACUACUUUUGACCAGGGUAGGGUCCAAAAGUAGUGCACUAUAAAGGGACUAGGGUGCCAUUUGGUAUGCAGACUGUGUUUAAAUAGUUAGGAAGUUAGCUACACCAGUAGCAGCAUGACUGUUGUUAGCGAAGCUACAGAGGGUCUCUUAGCUAACUGGAUUAGUUAGAAACAUUAUUUUCCCUCGAAAUAAGAUACAUACCCUGGUUUAUCCCGAAAGUAAUCAACCCUCCUUAGCCUUACUUUGCUGGAAGUCAGCCUGUGUAAUGUGAAGACUAGUAGGUGUUUGUGCGAUGGGGGAUGCUGGCUGCCUGGCUGAACUCUGGGUUGUCUUUUGUUUUAGAGACUCUCCUCUCCUCAUCUGGUUUACAUCAAGCUCUGCUUUAGCUCCAAGCCAAUCCCCCUCUCUCUUCUUCUCCCUCCAGGCAGCUCCACCCUCCCCCACCACCACCACCACAACUCAGGCAGCAUCUUGAAUCUAUCACCAUUGUCUCUCCUGUCCUGUCCUGUACUAAAGCACUGCCUAAGACACGUAACAGAGCCAUACUCUGAGCUGAGCCACAGCCACUGCCCAAUCACCAAUCACUGGGCCAACUCACUCACACAGACACAGAGACACACAGAGAGACACACACAGAGACACACACUGCCCAGCCCAGCCCCAUUGACUGAC
This is a messenger RNA of Coregonus sp. 'balchen', 46566 nucleotides long. NCBI's taxonomy places the organism in Eukaryota, Metazoa, Chordata, Actinopteri, Salmoniformes, Salmonidae. The record is from the annotation of a GenBank genome assembly.